Podarcis lilfordi (Lilford's wall lizard) is the source of this 81457-nucleotide messenger RNA. The record is from the annotation of a GenBank genome assembly. NCBI's taxonomy places the organism in Eukaryota, Metazoa, Chordata, Lepidosauria, Squamata, Lacertidae.
GGGGAGCUUAUCAGUACACAGAGAGAGUGAGUGGAAGGAGGGAGGGAGGGAAGGAGAGGCAGAAAAGAAAGCCGAGCUCUCUCUCUCCCUGUGUGCGUGCGCGCGCGCUUCUGCCUCUUUAUGGCCGGUGCUUUUAAAUAUGAAAUGCACCUUAGGUGAGGCUUCCCUGCGAGAAGGGAGAUAAGAGAUCAGGACCAUCCUUCCUGCCUGGGCUCAUUCAGCUGGCUGGGCUCCCCGCCCCCAUAGGUGAGUAGCUCCAUUCUUCCUUCCACAGGGAUGCUGGUUCUCAAUUAGUUCCGAGGAGCCUGUGUAUAUGUGCGCGCGCGGCUGCCUGAUCUGCGCUCAGGAAGAAAAGGAUCAUAAUUAUAAUCAAUGAAAUGAAAUCCAUAGCCAAGAAGAUCCUGGAGGGGCAUAUAGAGGAAAAGGAGGGGGCGAAGGAAGGGAAGAGAUCCGGAGGGGUUUUGCUCGCCUCUGCGCCUCUUUUUAUCGGUCCUAUAAAGAACGCUCUCCUUCUCAUUGUCCUAGAGAGAGGGGGGUGGGGAGCUGGUCCUCCGCCUUUUAGUCCUAGCCGGAUUGUUCCAGGGGGGUGGAUGGGAGCUGGUGGAGGCAUCGGCGGCUGCCUUGGCUGCCUGGGGUUCUUUCAGGACAGGGUGAUGGGAGGGAGCGAGCGAGGGAGGCGAGCAGCAAAGAAUGAAUGACGAGACGAGUUUGGCUGGGGAGGCAUCUUUUCCUCGCUCUCGCUCCCUCUUUCUCUCCACUGCCAGCAUCCGAGCUAGGCAGUCCCGAUCCUUUUUGCGCGUUUUGGUUGGGAGGAAGCCCCUCUUAAUUCAGAGGGUCUUGAUUUUAAUUAGCCCCUCCCAAUUCAAUGGGACUUAACUCCCCAACUCAAAAGCGCGCAGAAUUGCAGCUUUGGGGACUGCUUAACCGUGGACCUGGGAGAGAAUGUAUUGUUGCGUUUGUGAAAGGCAAUGUCUGUCUGUCUGUCUUUCUUUCUGUCUUUCUGUCUUUCUUUCUUUCUUUCUUUCUUUCUUUCGCCCCUUCCCCUCUUGCUCUGUAUUGCACUGAACCAGGAGAUUUGCACUAUUGUCCUCCUUGCGCCAAGUGGGUAGGCGCCGGAAGAGGGUUUUCCCCGGGGCCACCUUUCCACUUCGGAUUCUGAUGCCCGCUUAGCGCUGGGUGAGCAGGUGGGAAAAGAGGCGAGGCGGCGCACCCAAGCGAAAGGGCUGUAGCUCAGUGGUAAAACAUCUGAUUUGCGUGCAGAAAGUCCCAGGUUCAGGUCCUUGGUUUCUCCAGGUACGUAGAUAGACGCAUGUCACAGUUCCUGGAUAGCCGCUGCCAGCCAUCAAUAAAUAUUGAUUGGCUUUUAAAAAUCACAUCACAAAGUCCAGUCUGAAUAAGAUUAAAAUAUUAUUUGUGCCUUUCACAACUGAAGUGAGAAAGACUAUAGCUCAGUAGCUCCAAGUAGAGCUGGGAAUGUCCCCUGUCUGGAACUCUGGAGAACAGCUGCCAGUCAGUGUAGACAAUACUGAGUGAGAUGGAUCAAUGGUCUGUUUCAAUGUUUAAUACUAGGAGCCCUAAGGAAUAUGACCAGGAUCCUUUUCACGUGGUCUUGCAUCCUCCUUUCCUAAUUCUUUAGCCUUUACUAUGCCAUGAAGGCUGGUGAUGGAUGUUGGCACCUGUCUGUCUCGAGAGCAAUGGAGUGCGCCUCGAGGGGUGAAGUCAAACCGCUAUGUUAGCAGCACAAAAAAGUGACCUCCCUGGGGUGCAAGCCUGGGCAGAGUGUGUGGAGGUCCUGGGCUGCUCAGACGACAAGACCCCACCCCCUGGCCUCGCUGAUGUGGUCCAAAGGAAAGCAGAGCGAUAUAUUUGGCACCAGCUUGGCUUGCAGGAGUUGUGUACAAGGUGCCAUCCAACUGCUUUAGGGACUCCACUUAGGAUUUGUUGUAGGGUUUACUCCUUUGCCAUUUCUUCUGCUGAAGAUGUCUGGCAAGGCAGCACAGGUUUAGGACCAGAGUUUUCUUUCUAAAUGGACUGCCUUCUCAGGUGGAUGAGCCCCAUCUGCCCCUCACUUCCCUCUACAGCACAUGCAGAAACCACCCUCCUCUUGAAUUUUGGGUCUCCACUAUGGGUCUCCACUUCCAAGGCAAGAAGGUGACUAGCUGUAUGUUUUCUUGGACACAACAAUAGUGUAUUGCAGGGACUGGGAUACACGAUAACGACCUGAUUCGAGAAAGACUGCUAAUGGCUUGGGAGUUAACAGUGCAGUCCUAGGUAAAGGUAAAGGGACCCCUGAUCAUUAGGACCAAUCGUGGCUGACUCUGGGGUUGCGGCGUUCAUCUCGCUUUAUUGGCCGAGGGAGCCGGUGUACAGCUCCCGGGUCAUGUGGCCAGCAUGACUAAGCCGCUUCUGGCGAACCAGAGCAGCGCACGGAAACGCCAUUUACCUUCCCGUUGGAGUGGUACCUAUUUAUCUACAUGCACUUUGACAUGCUUUCAAACUGCUAGGUUGGCAGGAGCAGGGACCGAGCAACAGGAGCUUACCCCGUCACAGGGAUUCGACCCGCCGACCUUCUGAUCGGCAAGUCCUAGGCUCUGUGGUUUAACCCACAGCGCCACCCUAAACCAUGUCUAUUCAGAAGUUAAUUCCCACCAAGUUCAGUGGGGAAGUGGGUGUAGGGUUGCAACCUUAGAACAAUGUAGGGGUGAACUGGGACUUUGCUGGUUCAACACUAAGCUCUGCGCUGAGCAUUUUUCCAGAGGUCUGGGGGAAUGAGCUGUCUGCCCCAGCAAUUCAUCUGCACUAUGGAGGCAGUUCUAGGUUGCUUGACAGCAGUCUUGCCCGAUCUGGGACUCUCCCCAGUCUGUAAAAUUCCCCAGUCCUUUCUUCAUGUCCUUCUUGAGUGGUUUUACCUGGCUGGAAUGUGCCCUUGAACUCGGGCAAUGCUUUUUGUUCACCUUGAUGGAGGAUAGAGAGUUCUGUUUAGGAAUCAGCCUACUGUAUGAAGAUAACAUUUACAUUUGCUGCUGCACUCACUUCCGCCUCUGCCCCUGCUCCCCAUCAGAAGGUUUCCAAGAAGGGAGAGGGUCCCUCGGUGUGAAAAGAUCCCCCACUUGAGCCGUAAAUUCAGGGGCAUAUCUACCUCUUAGAGCAAGUUGCUAGGGAACAAGAUCAGGAGCAGUCCCCCAUGCCCUUAUCUCACUUUGCUUCUUGCAGAUCAGUUCUCACACCCCAGUGCCUAAGCAAAUGUGUUCAGCGAGGUUACCCAUUAAAAAAGUUAAAUAAAUGUACACCUGUAUUUCACGUGGGACCUGACAGGUAUUGUACAGACAUUAAACAGGAAUCAAAUUGCUUAUGAAGUUGGCUGCAGAUGCACCAGACAGCAGUUUUAAAGAAGUCGAGUCACUGCUGCUUACCGGGAGGGAGAGUGGAAGAGGCGAGGUUGCAAGGAGGUCAGCGCUGUGCAAACUCACUGGCAGAACCCCUGGCAAUUCCACAGCACCAACCAGCCCUCUGCCUUGUCCGUCCCACUCUCUGCCUGGUAAACAGGAGCAUCCUGCCUGCCUGGAGGUCAGGUGAGUGUCAUUGCCUAACUGCACCACCUGCCGCUGUGUUUGGCUAGAGGUAGCCAACAUGGGCGCUCUGUUGAACUGCAGCUCCCAUGUCACUCCAUGUUACCCUGGACUAGGGCCACAAGAGUACCUUCGCAAGCAGAGACAGGGUAGGCACCUGACAGAGUGGGCCCUAAUCCAUGAAAGCUUCUGCCACCACAAAUCUUUCAGAUGCCACGAAGGACUCCGUUGUUCUUGCUGCAACAGGCAAAUGGGCACCACAGGCUUGCAAGGAAUACUGGACUAGGUUGACCUCACUGUGCUCUGGCAAGCACUUCUUACGUUCAGAGGCCAGAUUGUUUAUGCAUUGACUCCUGAGUAUGGGACCUUUGCUUUAUAAAUGAAAUAUAUAUAUAAGCAGACCUCAUGGGGAUUCUCUUUCAUUUUUUAAAUCAGACAACACAAGCCAUCAACUAGUUUCAACAUUGCUGUUGCAUUGGCGGCUCUCAGAACACUCACGCCCCUGCCUCUAUAUAUAUAUGAUGUCUAAUCCAGUCCCUCUCUCUCUCGCGCUCUCUCUCUCUCUCUCUCUCUCCUCCCUAUGCCAUAAGUCUGCUUUGCUUGCACAUUGUUUUUCCUUUGCUGGCUCUCCUGCGCUUUAAAAGCCAGCGUUCCUAUAAAACCAGACCUGAUGCCUACAGCGUACAAAUGCUGAUUUACAUUUGUAUGAAUGAAUUCUGUUAUGCUGUAAGUGUACGUAGCAGCUCGCCCAUUGGCUGAAUGCAUCCUUUGCUGCGCUCAUGCUUUCAGAUCUACAAAAGAAGCCCUUUUGGUAGUCACCGCACCUAGUGAGGUCUGUGCUGGAGGGGGCUGUGGGAGUGUGUUCUCUGUGGUUGCUCCACACCUGUGGAAUGACCUUUUGUCAGAAGUAUAUCAUGCUCCAACAUUGCUGCUUUCAUUUCACCAGUGGGUGAAAGACGCAACUCUUUAUCCAAGCGUUUGAGGAGUACCAGGAGAUGGAGAGUCUGAGACUGCCUCAUUUAGCUGCUGCCACCUAUGUUUUUUUAGUGUGUUUCCACUGCAAUUUGAUGAAUGUUGUGUUUAGUCUAGCUUAUUUUUAUUGUCAGUUGUUGGUUUUCAAUACCUAUGCAUUUACCUUCCUAGGUCCUUUGGGCCAAAGGUGGAUUAUAAACGCUUGUAAUAAACAGAUUCAUAAACAGCAGGUUUCCAAGGGAGCAACCUGUUUAUUGAGCAUUCGUUCUGUUUGAUUUGUGGGGAGAUUUGACGAUGUUGGCUGUUUAAGGAGCAUUCAUUCUGAUUUGUUUCCAGGGAGGUUAGUCAACAUGGUUUCAAACCAUUUCCCCAUGGCUUUCCUUACUGUAAGCUUUUGAGGAAGAGGGGUUGUCGCGCAAGGCCUCCCAAUGAUCUUUGAGUUCCCAAACCUGAAUUUGCUGCCAGGGGACUGGAUCCCACCUGAACAUAGUGACAUUCCAGAACUGCAUGGGAAGACUGAGAACAUGAUACCACACUCACCAAACCAGCACUCUUUGCAUGCACCUAGGAGCAUGGGAUUUGGGUGCUGUUGCAUGGCUUUCGAUGCACAAACUCUAUUUAUAUUGGUGCUCAUUGACAAGCUGCCACAUACAAAUUUGCCACUUAAACUGAUCAAGUAGCAAGGUAUUUACAGUGGUGCCUCGCAAGACGAAAUUAAUUCGUUCCGUGAGUUUUGUCGUCUUGCGAUUGUUUUCGUCUUGCGAAGCACGGUGUCGGGAAAGUUUUGGAAAAGCUUCAAAAAUCACCAAAGUCUUUAAAAACCUCAAAAAAGGCUACCACACCGCGUUCUAUGAGUUGCUCCUCGAAGUCAAGUCGCAACUGUAUUAACGGUGUUAAGAAAAAGGAAACAAACUUGCAAGACGUUUCUGUCUUGCGAAGCAAGCCCACAGGGAAAAUCGUCUUGCGAAGCAGCUCAAAAAACGAAAAACCCUUUCGUCUAGCGAGUUUUUCGUCUUGCGAGGCAUUCGUCUUGCGGGGCACCACUGUAUAUGCACCCCAGACUUAAAAGGAGUUUACUUGCAGCAGAUGCAUCCCAUUUGUGACACACAAAUUUAUGAUAAAUUCCUCAAUAGCAACUGUGGUAGUCUGCCAUGGCAAGAAGCAAAGAAGAAACUUGAGACAUUGUCCCCCCUUAAAGACUGCGAUUUUGGACUAUAAGAUCUAGUGUGGAGUAGUGGAUAGCUUGUCACACCAGAAUUGGGAAGACCAAUUCAAAUCCCCUCUUGACUAUUGGGUAGCCUUGGACCAGUCUCUGCCUGACCUACUUCACAGGGUUGUUGUGAGGUUUAAAUUUGGGGGUGUUGAGGAGAAACAUAUAUGUUACCUUGAACUCCUUGGGGGGGGGGGAAUGUGAGAUGCAAAGGCAAUAAAUAAUUGCUAGACACUUGUAACCGGAGAACGUGAAGCUGAGUUCAAACUAGCCUCUGAAAUUUGGGCCCAGGUGCAGAUUUCUGCUGCUUACUGCUUCUUAGUCCUUGUUGACAGAUCGCAGUGCGGAAGUGACAGUGAAAAACAUUAAGUGCUGGAGUUAUGUCAAACUUCAGUAGUGCAGGGAGGUAGUUUUGUGCCUGGAGUUUGUGCUCUUAAUUGUGUCACCUUUAGGCAGGUGUAGGAAACUGCCUUGUACACAGACAGAAUACUGGUUUGGCUAGCUUGGCAUUGCCUCCACAGGCUGGCAGCUGCUGUCCAGAGUUUCAGGCAGGGACAUUCCCAGCCUUACCUGGAGAGAUGAGGGAGAUUGAACCCAGGAUCAUUUGCUUACAAAGCAGCGGCUCUGUCACUGAGCUGCUGUCCUUCUCCACUCCAUACGUAACCCUUUGCUUGUGAAACAUGCAAAUAAUAUUUCUUUCCAUGCUUUGCUACCCUAUGGGAGUUUUACUUGCGUUGCAUUGAAAAAUAUUUUAAGAAUUGCUUUUAGGAUAGGUUUUUUUAAUUUAAAAAAGGUCCACUUUUUGAAAAGAGCGAAGACGAGAGGACAAUUAAUUUUGUUAACAUGCCAGCAUUUGAGACUAGGUUAUGUCCAAUUCCCACAGAAAAGGUCUUAGCACUAGUAUAGCUCUUAGUACUAUUGUCCCCACAACCACACCACACAAAAUUGCUCUUCUGUGUUGCUGUUUAGAAGCUUUCUAAGUCUUCAAAUACCUAAAAUGAUCCCUGUUCCAUGUGUGUGAAUAGCAAACAAAAUAGCAGAUGAAAUUGAAAUUAACUGGCGUUCUAGUCUAAGUGCCUAACUAUGGUUUUUUUUGGUUUUUUUUAAAGUGUGCUAAUAUUAAGCUGAGUUAUCUGGCUUCGGCUUUCACUUGUUUGGCCUUUUUCUGGAUAUGCAAAGCUAGCGACCAAAUCCUCUUAAAUAAAUCUUCAUCAGUGCCUCUUAGAAAGCACAGCCCAGUUUGCAAGAAAGUCGAUUACAUCACCGCUCCCGUGAAGGAGUCCUCCUGGACGCUUACAUAUCAAUGCUCGACCGCACGCCAUGGGUUCAGAGUCCUGUACAAACAUGGAUCGCAACAAGGCUCAUGUGACAGCUGUCAGUGUUGCAAACCUUGUUUUACAGACAUUUUGGAAGGUGAAAUGUCUUGCUAUACUGAGGGUGGGGGGGGGGGAGAGAAAGCAAAAUUGAUGUAAGUUAAUCUCCACCAGUGAUUCGCAAGCAAUAGGGCAGCCAUGGCAGCAGGAGGUAUUUAGAAGAGGUAGUUUUGAUGUUCCAGGGAAGGGAGAAAUCAUCUGAUGGGGCAUGGCAAUGCCAAAUUUAGCAUGCCCACAGCUAGCUCCCACUUACCUCCUUACUUCCAGCCAGUCUGGGAGGGAGGUGGCAAUAGAUAUCAGCUUUCUCUUCCUCCUCCUCUCUGUCAGUGCUGUCCUUGCAGAACUCAAGGGGGAGGAGGAUGGGGAGAAAGCUAGAAUUAGUUUUGAGUAUAUUGGACUCCAUGACAUUCAUGUAGGAAAGUCCUGCCCAAUAUAGAUAGGUGUUAAAUGUUGAGAAGGCUUGAAGGAAGAAGAAGAAAAUUACAGGGACAGAACUACCUAAAACGUAUAGGAACAUAUUUAUGAAUGAAGUGAGGUACCAAACUUUGUACGAUGAAAGACAAGCUGUGAAGCUUUGUGUAUUCAGCAAAUAUGAUGUCCAACACUGAACAGUGAUUCUGGAUAUUGGCUACUGUUUCGUAGAAUUCUUCGUCAGCGUGGUGGGAGGAUAUAGAAUUGCUUCAUAAACUGAAAAUAUUUUUUUUUUACAGACGAUGACCUGCAUGACAUAUCACUUUACAAAAAUUUUAAACUUUUUUAAAUACAUACCCCAUCUUCAUUUAAAGAUUUUCAGAGACUUUGAGACUAAAGAUUUCAUUUUGUACUUGUUAUGGUUUGAAGGAAUUCUAUAAAGAUUGUCUAUUACGUAUGUAUAUGGUUAUCGUGCUGCCUAGACAUUGCUGACGUUCUCUUUGCAACACAGGGGUUUGUUUGCCUACUUACCCAUGGAGGCAAGAGGAUAGCCAUCAUGACUAAUAGCAAUCCAUAGUCUUAUGCCCCAUGGAGUUGUCUAAUCCUUUAAAAUAAAAAAAGCCAUUCAAGUCUGUGACCAUCACUUCUUCCCGUGGGAGUGAGUGCCAUGCACUGCCUGAAGUUGCUAUCCACAUCAAUUUUGUAUCGGCGCAAUCCUUGAUAAUUGCAGGUGUUCAUGUACUGUGCUUUUAAAUUAUGUUCCUGUAGUAUGGGGGAGUUAACGGGAGGACACCAAAAGUGGACUUUGCAAGCCUUUCUUGUUGCUAAGAGACUUUGCCCACCAUCUGUUAUGUAAUGGUCUGAAGACCUCACUGCCCUGGCUAUAUAUGUAGGAUGCAUGUACUGAUAAUAUUAUUAUUUAUACACUAUUUUUAUUUUCUUCUUCUUCUUCCCCUCCUUCCCGUUGUUAAAUCUGCAAAAAUAAAAAAUAAAAUAAUAAUAUUAAAAAGGUUGCACUGAAUCCAGUGAGUCAGCCAGGGCUACACUAUACCACACUGUGGAAGAUAAGGCUAUUGAUGAUUUCUAGCUUUGACCGCUGGGUAGGACCUCCAGUGUCAGGGACUGCAUGCCCCUCUGACUAUCAGCUGCUGGGGAACACAAGUGGGGAGAGAGCUGGCUUUGUGAGACCAGGAUGUUGGACCAGAUGGGCCUUUGGGUCUGAUGUAGCAAGGAUCUUCUUAUAGGUGGCUGUCCAAGUACACUUCAUACAGAUGAACGACACAGUCAACGUAUGAAAUGAAUACGGCUAAUUUUCAACUUGAAUCGGUUCUCACCACGCUAGUACUUUAUCUUCCAAAACUUGAUCAGUCACAUAUGCCCGCUGAGAGGACAGAAGAAAUUCCAUUCCCCAAAUUUAUUUUCCAUGUUGAUAUGCGCAGCAGAAACCAAAACCACGAUUCUAGCUCUUUUCAUGGUGGAUUUUAUCUCUUUCUCUUUCCCAGCAGGGAAAUGCAGUAAAUACAAAGCCUAUCUAAUCUCAAUCUCAAUCUCAAUCUCAGUCUCUGUGUGUGCACACUGAGAGAGGGAGAGAGUAGGGUGGAAUGCUGUUUUGGAUAAGAACAUAAGAAAAUGCACAGUCAUGGGUUUGAGCCCCACACUGGGCAAAAGAUUCCUGCAUUGUACCGGGUUGAACUAGAUGACCCUUGUGGUCCCUUCCAACUUUCCAAAUCUAUGAUUCUAUGUGAAGUGUAGGUGGGUUUCCAUGAGGCAAGACACAGUUAUAACAGCAAGAACCUUUACGGAACAAAUAGAACUGGACAACAGGGGCAAAGCAACUGCUUAUAUAUAUUUUUGAAGGCCUGGGCCACUCCCACUCCCAACUUGAUUGGCUGUGUAAACUUCCAAGCUGCGAAUCAUGACUCAGAGUUUAAGGGCCAAUGGCAGAGGCCCGAAUCCUGAAAUGUUCUGUGAUUGGAUAUUAUGUAUCAAAUCAGAACACGGGCUCAGAAUCCUUAGUCCAGACCAAGGGUCAGCAAACUUUUUCAGCAGGGGGCUGGUCCACUGUCCCUCAGACCUUGUGGGGGGUUGGACUAUAUAUAUAUAUAUAUAUUUUGGGGGGGAGAACGAAUUUCUAUGACCCACAAAUAACCCAGAGAUGCAUUUAAAAUUAAAGAACACAUUCUACUCAUGUAAAAACACGCUGAUUCCUGGACCGCCUGUGGGCCAGAUUGAGAAGGUGAUUGGGCCGGAUCCAGCCCCCGGGCCUUAGUUUGCCUACCCAUGGUCCAGACUCAAGCUCAGGCAAACACAGACCACUGAAUACAUAAUACUAUGAGAAACUGCAAAGGUCCUCACCAGCACCCUUGUGGAGAAAAGUUGUGAGAAACCAUAGAAACAGCUUGGUCCUUUGUGCUGCCCACUAUACUGUACUCCACGUACCCAAAGAUUUAUGCUAUCGAAUGACUACACAGAAGAAGCAACAGUUAUUACUGAUAGGCGACCCCAGUGGACGAGCCCCAUCUGCCUCUCACUUCCCUCUACAGCACAUGCAGAAACUGCCUUCUUGACUGUUGGACCUGUUAGAAUUCCUGCUCCAUGAUUGCAGUCAUGGGAUUGUUGUCUUUCACAUGACGGUGUAUGUUUUGACUCCACAGAGUGGGAAGUGAUGGAAACAGGAUGUUUGUGUUACUGUGUUCCGUGAAGUGGGACUAUUGUCCUUUGUUCUUUUUCUCUUUGCUGUCUGAUGCUAGAGAGAGAGGGAGCCAUGUUGCGGUGAUCCAUGUGUGUUUAUAUGUAAAUAAAGUAGAUUAGCCAAAAUGCUGAGUUGCUGAGGUCAGUUACGCAAUUGCGCAAACUCUGCGGAUCCCUGAGUGUGCCGGUGUCGGUUGGCAUCAAUCGCUGUGAUGUUCGGGCUGAAGAAAGCUUUUGAAGCUCCCAAACAAUUGACCAGGAGGGAGAGAACAUGCCAGUCAGGCAUGUGUCUCUACCAGGGUCCUACUCGAGUGUAGGCUGAGCUCCUGACAGGACCCACUAUUGGUCUUGUUCACUCAAUCUGCCAGAGCCUGUGUUUAGGUGUAGGGUAAGUCCCUAACUUACUGAGGGUUUGAGACCCAUCGGCUCCCCUCACCUGGUUUAACUGGCCAUUAGAAGCUGUUCCCAAGGUGUGGCCACUGUGACAUACUGACAGCUUCUAGGAGCCACAGGUGAGAGCUGAGUGUAGGUAUGGAGACCAAAGGUGGACAACCUACCCCAGAAGGAGCACAAUGUGCCCCCUUAUCAGAGGUACUACCCUUCCCCUAACUCCCUAUAAAACCCUGAGGUGUCUUGGCAGGAAAAAGAACACUUCCCAUGCACCUCUACUAAAGAGGGUAUUUGGAGCAGGGGUUUCUGUGGAAUAUCUUAAGAAAUGUAAUUGCAAUUAUAAAUGGCAUUUUAAAAAAAUAAAUCCCCUUUGUCUGCAUGCCUGAUGAACCCAUGGCGAGCAUUCUUUGCAAAACCAAGUAUGCAAAGCAGAUUGAAAAUGAGGAAGGAGAAAAAUGGUAGAUAGUUUUGGAUACUGCUCCAGUAGGGAAAGUAAUUUUUAGCACAUUUGAGUUAAUUAUUAUUGGAAACCUUUCUCGCCACCCCACCCCGCCCCCCUGCUGUCCCUUUUGCUCUGCUAAGUACGGGAUUCUUGUACUCUUGGUUUUGUUUCAUCUCCUUUUGCAUGCCACCCACUGCGAUUUUCACUACUCAUUAAGCGAAUUUCUCAGGCAGCUGGAACGCUAACUGGCAUUUCUGAAGAUUCCUUUCUCCCUUUGCCCCCUGAAAAGCAAGUGUUAAUUCGUGGCAUCAAAAAAGACAAUGAAUUAAUGAGGGCAAAAUGAUUGAAUGAAGGUGAGGAUCAAAGAUACUGCAGAAUGCAAAAGGAAAAAAAGGGGAAAGAAAGGUAUCCUGAUAACAGGACUACUAAGCGUGUUAUGGGCCAUACCCAAACUCAAUUACUUGCCUAUUUUGGAUAGAGAUAAAUUAAAGCAGGCUUUUAGAAUAUGGAAAGCUGUGCUAGUUGGUGACAUAUAUUUUAAAAUGAGUGUCGGGCUGCAAAGGAAGAGCCAAACACUAUGCCUUGUUUGUUUGUUUGUUUGUUUGUUUGUUUGUUUGUUUAUAUUUAUUUACUGUAUUUAUAUCCCACCCUAUUAUCCGAGGGUGAAUUAUGGUGCUGGAGGAGACUCUUGAGAGUCCCAUGGACUGCAAGAAGAUCAAACCUAUCCAUUCUUAAGGAAAUCAGCCCUGAGUGCUCACUGGAAGGACAGAUCCUGAAGCUGAGGCUCCAAUACUUUGGCCUCUUCUUCUCAGAAGAGAAGACUCCCUGGAAAAGACCCUGAUGUUGGGAAAGAUGGAGGGCACAAGGAGAAGGGGACGACAGAGGACGAGAUGGUUGGAUAGUGUUCUCAAAGCUACCAGCAUGAGUUUGACCAAACUGCGGGAGGCAGUGGAAGACAGGAGUGCCUGGCGUGCUCUGGUCCAUGGGGUCACGAAGAGUCGGACACGACUAAACAACAACAUUAUCCAAGGAGUUCAAGGAGGUGUCCAUAGUUCUCCCCUGCGCCAUGGAAUCCCCACAACAACCCUGUGAAGUAGGUCACCCUGAGAGGCAGUGACUGGCCAAAGGUCACCCAGUGAGCUUCAUGGCUGAGUGGGGAUUCGAACCCUGAUCUCCCAGGUCCUAGUCGGGCACUCAGACCACUGCACCACACUGGCUCCAUAAGCCUCGUGCCUUUCAAGAAGAGCCUUAGGGACACAGGAAGCUGCCUUGUAGCAGGUCAGACCACUGGUCCACCUACCUUAGUAUUGUCUACACUGAAUGGCAGCAGUUAUCCACUAUUUUAGGCAGGAGCUCUUUCCAAGUUGCAUCUCGAGAUGACAGGAAUUGAACCUGGGAUCUUCUGCAUGCAAGGCAGAUGCUCUCCCAUUCUGCGGUGUCCUUUCCCUAUUAUGUCCAUUGCACAGGUGGAAAACUGAGGGCGAGAUGUACUUUAAAAGAAGAUUAGAGAAAUUCUUGGCUAUUCAUGGUGACUAUUUCUCUCUCUGCUGUAUUGGCUAGGGGAGGAUGGGUUAUUGGUUUGUUUUCAUUCCUGUUUUUUAUUGUGGAUUUUGUUUUUGUUUUUAAAUCUUACAUUGCUUUGUUGUAAACUGCCUUGAGGAUGAAGGGUGGUAUACAAAUUUAAUUAAUAAAUAAUAAUAAUAGCAGUGGCUCUCCAAGGUUUCUGACAGCCCACCCUGAAGACAUUGAGGUUGGACUUGGGACCUUCUGCAUGCAAAGCACUUGCUCUGCUUUUGGACAAUGGCCACUUCUUCCCUUUCCUAGCAAGCGAAGCCUUUACCCUUCCUCCAUGUUUUUCUCUGGUUUCUGGUGCUUUUUGAUGUUCCCCGGAAAAGGCUGUUGACACACUUAUCUGAGAGGCUUGUGCAUUUAUUUUCUGUUUGCGCAGAGAGCAAUUUAGGGUGACAGAACAGAGCAAGGCUCCGUGGCAGACUGGAGAUGAGAAAUACGUCCCGUCACCCCAUGCAUAAUGCAUACACAAUUACCUAUCCAGAAGCCCUUCUGAAAUGAGCUGUUUCAAAGCUGGGUUAGAGCUUCCGCUCUUCACUGAUCCACAAAAGGUGGGCAGUCCCAUCAUCAACAUCCAAUGUAUUUAGAGCAAACUACAACUGUACGAAGACAUGGCCAUGCCAACUUUGCUGCCUCCACUAAGUUCUUGAGUAGCCUCCAUCUAAGUGUUGUGAAAGAUGAACAGUUGCUUUCGCCUACCCCAGUUGACCCAGUCAGAUCAUUGGUCCUCCUAGCUCAGUCCUGUCUCCACCGAUGGACAGCCGCUGUCCAGGAUUUCACACAAGGGUCUUUCCCAGCCCUUCUCAUACCCUCCAAGAUUGCUCCGAUGAAAAUGGGGACAUCCCAUUCCAUAACGAUCAUUUUACUAUAUAUACCCCACACAUCUUACUGGGUUGCCGCAGCCACUCUGGGCUGCUUCCAACAUAUAUAAAAACAUAAUAAAACAUUAAACAUGGGGGGGGGGAAUCUUCCCUAUACAGGAUUGCCAUCAGAUGGCUCAAGGGUAGGAGAAUGCCAUACCCUCCAACAUUUCUCCAAUGAAAAUAGGGACAUCCUAAGCACUGGCGGAGGAAGAAGAGUGGGGGGGGGUGCACCGCCCCCGGCAGUGCGAUCCCACCAGAGUGCCAUUGUGGCUGCCCCUCCCUGCACUGGGGGCCCCACCCCCACCUGCUCUCCACCCCCCAGAGCAUGAAGCUCCGCCAGUGAGCCUAAGGAAAAGUGGGACAUUCCGGGAUCGAAUCAGAAACUGGGACAGUUUCUCUAAAUCAGGGAUGUCCCUGGAAAAUAGGGACACGUGGAGGGUCUGCCUUUUAGGAGUUGAACCCGGAUCCUCCAGCAUGCAAAACAGAAGGGCGCAUGCUACCUAAAAAAACCCAUUGUGUGUUCGUCCGUGCCGUUUGGACAUACUGCAUGAUUGAUCUCAAACUGUUCAUCCGAGUGCAUUACUCAUAGGUUCCCAAACCAUAAAAUGGUCAAAGCUAUAGUAUACCUGAAGGAGCGUCUCUACCCCCAUUGUUCAGCCUGGACACUGAGGUCCAGCUCCGAGGGCCUUCUGGUGGUUCCCUUGUGAGAAGUGAGGUUACAGGGAACCAGACAGAGGGCCUUCUCGGUAGUGGCACCCUCCCUGUGGAACGCUCUCCCAUCAGAUGUCAAGGAAAUAAACAACUAUCUGACUUUUAGAAGUCAUCUGAAGGCAGCCCUGUUUAGGGAAGUUUUUAAUGUUUGAAGUUUUAUUCUGUUUUUAGUCCUCUGUUGGGAGCAGCCCAGAUGGGUGGGGUAUAAUAAUAAUAAUAAUAAUAAUAAUAAUAAUAGUUGUUAUUAUUAUUAUGAUGGUGACUGGUUUUCCAAAAUAUAUGCUCCUAAGUAAAAUGUAAAGUUUGAACUGCAACCUUCAUGAAACAGCAGGUCGCUUUUCUGUUCGCAGUGAAGAAAAUGGGCUAUAAGAAAAAUCCCAGGCAAUUAUAUUUCUUUAGCAGCCUAGCAAGCUGUGCACCUCCUUCCCAGAGCAUAAAAUAAAAGAGCUCUUAUGCGUCUGGCCAAGGCUGGGAGCAAUAAAUUGACAUCGGUGCCAUACGCGAUGGUUGGCGUGUUAGCUUUUGUCCAUUGUUAUCACUGCAUUCUCCGUUCCUUAUUUCCAUUCACCUAUGGCCAAAUGCUAUUUUUUCCCCCUUGUCUUAUUUACAUAUAUGGACAGUGUCUCAUCAAAACUGCCUGCAGCUCUACCAGCAAAAAAAAUAUAUAAAAUAAGGAUGCAUCAUUGCGGGAAACAAACAGGUUUGCUGUUAGAUUUGCAAAGCAAUGGGCUAUGAAAGACUGAUCUCAAGGCUUAGGCGGAUUUGCACGGGUGCAGGCAGUACUUCACAUAACCUGGUCCGAUGCACGCACCGAAAGAGGAAGCUCUGGGUCACGUACAUAAGUACCUUGAUCCGUUUAGCCUGCGUCCCACUGGCCUGAUUAAACCCUGCAUCAAGGGACCUAUCAAUCGGGUGUUGUGGCUAUCCAAUCGUACCCACCCACAACACAGGGUUUGGUUGCCAGGUCUCACCGCAACACGUGCCCUCUUUAAGGGAGGACCCGAUUUGCAGCGAAAAAGUUCUGCUGAUGAAAAUUGGGGCAUGUGUCCUUUGGGGCCGCACUCUUGUGUGUGCCAGCUGACUCCGGUGAGAGUGCGGCAUCACUGCAAAGGCCAGCUCCAUCUGCAAGCGCCGGCUCAUUCUCCUUCCCAAGCUUGGUGGCAGUGCUGGAGGGGGGGAAAUGGGACAUUCUGGAAUCAAAUUGAAAGCCGGGAUGGCUUCUGUAAUUCUGAGAUGUCCCAGGAAAAUCAGGACACUUGAAGGGUAUGUUAUGAUAGGUUCUUUGCGUUCUCAUUAUGCAUUUUUACACUGUAAACUGCCCUGUGAUGAAAGGCAGGAUAUAAAUUUAAGAAAUAAAACACAGUGGUACCUCGGGUUAAGUACUUAAUAUGUUCUGGAGGUCCGUUCUUAAACUGAAACUGUUCUUAACUUGAGGUACCGCUUUAGCUAAUGGGACCUCCCACUGCCGCUGCUCAAUUUCUGUUCUUAUCCUGAAGCAAAGUUCUUAACCCGAGGUACUAUUUCUGGGUUAGCGGAGUCUGUAACCUGAAGUGUAUGUAACCCAAGGUACCAAUGUAAAAUAAAAAGGCAGGACUGGUUAAAGGUUUGGCUUGGGGAGGGGUGGUGAUUAGGGAGGGGGUUGACCAGAAGAGACUCCCAAAGACCAUACAUUUGGCUCUCAGGCCUGAGGUUCCUCACCAUUGUCUUUUAAGGUAAAUUGAUUCUUUUUUUAAAAAUGAACAUGUUAAAAACAAUUACAUAUUUUGGGAGACUGGAAUGGGAAGUGCAUUGGCAAAGUCACAGACUGUUCGUAGUUUUAGUCUUUGAACCACGACAAACAGUUUCAGAAGCAACAUUUCCCCCAUCUCACCGUGGGGCAGGAGAAGAACCUUUCGUUUCUUUUGAAUGCAGCGAGAGUGCCUUCCUACCUGCCCUUUUGCACUUGAAAUGUUGCAGCUGUCUGGACGCUCCUUUGUAUAUUGAAGGUGUUCCAGGAAAGGGCUUUCCUCCCCAUAUGCUUUUAUCCAUCUCUUGGAUUCAUUAGGGAAACUACAAGACGAGGUGUCUGAUGAGGAAGGGGGGUGGUGAAGAGAGAGCUGAAGCCCCACUUGAAAGCUCAUUAACCCUCUACUCUUCAUAGAAGGAAGAGUAGAGGAGGCAGUGGCAGAUGCUUCCUGUAAUAUGCGCAAUGUCCUUUCAUUCAUCUCCAAAAUGCCUCAAAUUUAGCAUGCUUCAGAUUGUGCCUGGAAAAUUAACAUAGCGAAAAAGGCUGAGAGGCAGAAACAAUAAAGAAAACACCCUACCUCUGAAUUCUUUCCUCCGUUCUUGAAUGGGGAAAAAGCUAUUUUCAACUAAAUGCAUCACAUAGUGACAGUGAUAACACAAAUGACUUAGCUUUUCAUCUGGUGUGGCACAUUUUAAGGAAAUUAGUCAAGUCUGCUUCACAGGAUUUGUUUCAUUUAUCGCAGAGAUAUAUAUUGCAUUUUUUAAAAUCCUGUCCUUCCACGUAUAAACCUAAGAAGAACAUUGCUAGUUCAAUAGCUUGUUUUCGCCAUGACCAACUAGAUGUCUCUAGGAAGCCCACAAGCUAAUGCGUUUAGGGCGCUGUUCAGAGUCUCCCCCUCAUAUCCUCACAUCGACCUUGUGAGGUAGACUAGGAUGAGAGAGCGUGACUUCCCAACUAUGCUUCUUUAACAGACUGUUACAUACCACCCCAAUCUCUAAGCUAAUCAGCCAGAGCCUCCAUCGGUUCCAUAAUUCAGUUUCCUUGGAAUGAAGGUCAGUGGAGACUGAGAAAUCCUUAGAAUAUAUGGUUUUAUUUACACAUAUAUGCAACCUGAGUACAGGAUGGAGGGGCUCACAGCAUUAACACCCCACAGCAUCAACAGUCCCAAAGAUCUUCCUUCUCCAUUAGUUUGGGGUCCAGCAUGGAGCAAGCAUGUCUCUGUGUCUCCAGCUUCUAGCCUGCAUUCUGCUCAGCUCAACUCUGGCUGUUAUUCUCCUACCCAGCAACUAGGUGAGGUGUGGUGGAGGAAAGACAUACCCCCCCCCCAUUAUCCUUGAGGGCACCAUCACAUAGUUGUAGCUCUUGCAACCUAGCUCAUUUUGGGGGGGACGGGACCUGAUGAGGACACUUAAGUGGCCAGCUAAAGUCGUCGUCUUACAAAGAAAUUUGUCUGACCAGUUCAGCAAACUUCUGAUAGGCUCUAACCCUCACAAGGGGGUACAGGGCCCUUUAAUGAACUUGGGGUAUCACCUAAACUGACCUCCCACAAACCUACAACAAUAUUUACACACCCAUCUUUAGCAGAAUCAUUUAAUUAAUUAAAUUUGUAUACCGUCCUAUACCUGUAGAUCUCAGGGUGGUACACAGCACAAAACAACUACUGUAUAUCAUCUGUCUCUAUCUCUAUCUCUAUCUCUAUCUCUAUCUCUAUCUCUAUCUAUCUCUAUGAUCUAUCUAUAUCUAUCUAUCUAUCUAUCUAUCUAUCUAUCUAUCUAUCUAUCAUCUAUCUAUCUAUCAUCUAUCUAUCAUCAUCUAUCUAUCUAUCAUCUAUAUCUACCGGUAUCUAUCUAUCUAUCUAUCUAUCUAUCUAUCUAUCUAUCCAUCCAUCUAUCCAUCUAUCUAUCAUCUAUCCAUCUAUCUAUCAUCUAUCCAUCUAUCUAUCUAUAAUACAUAAUAAAAACAAAAACAGAAACAACCCAAUAAUUGCCCUUCCACAACAUUUAAAAGGGCAUUGCAUGUCAAUCAGCCAAAGGCCUGGCUGAAGAGGAACAUCUACAGCUAGUGCCUAAGGGUGUAUAAUGAAGGCACCAGCCAAACUGCCCUGGGGAGAGCAUUCUACAACUGUGGGGCCACUGCAGAAAAGGCCCGUUCUUGUGUUGCCACCUUCUGGACCUCUCGAGGAGGAAGCACACAAAUAAGGGCCUCAGAGGAUGAUCUCAGGGUCCAGGUAGGUUCAUAUGGAGAAAGGCGGUGCUUGAGGUAUUGCAGUCCUUGAGUCGGGUAAGGCUUUAUAGGUCAAAACCAGCACUUUGAACCGGGGCCGGAAACAAAUUGGUAGCCAGUGCAGUUGGCUCAGGAUCGGUGUAAUAUGCUCAACCCGUCUUUAACCCAGUGAGCAACCUGGCUGCUGAAUUCUGCACCAGCUGAAGCUUCUGAACCGUCUUCAGACGGUUCAUGUGGCCCUAUGUAUAACGUGUUGCGGUAAUCUAGCCUAGAGGUUACCAGAGCAUAGAUGAUAGAGGUUAGGCUAUCCCUGUCCAGAUAGGGGCGUAGCUGGACCACCAGCCUAAGCGGAUGGAAGGCACUCUGUGCCACUGAGGCCACCUGAGCCUGGCACAGCUGAGAAGAAGAGUUCAGAUGCUUUGAUUUCUCUGUUUUAUUAAUAGGGAGGCUGUGAUUGGGAAUGCUAGGAAUAUACCAGUGCAGAAAUAGGUAAAGGUAAAGGGACCCCUGACCAUUAGGUCCAGUCGUGACCGACUCUGGGGCUGUGGCACUCAUCUCACUUUAUUGGGCAAGGGAGCCAAAGUACAGCUUCUGGGUCAUGUGGCCAGCAUGACUAAGCCGCUUCUGGCGAACCAGAGCAGCGCACGGAAGCGCCGUUUACCUUCCCGCCAGAGCGGUACCUAUUUACUUGCACUUUGAUGUGCUUUCGAACUGCUAGGUUGGCAGGAGCAGGGACCGAGCAACAGGAGCUCACCCCGUCACAGGGAUUCGAACCGCUGACCUUCUGAUCGGCAAGUCCUAGGCCCUGUGGUUUAACCCACAGCACCACCCGCGUCCCACCAGUGCAGAAAUAGGACUGAAUAAACCUUUGUGAGAGGUGACACUGACCAAGCUGAUUGACGCCAAGGGCCUGUCGCUGGGACCACACUUGACAGUUCUGCUGCUUGGAGGUCACUUCUUAUCUGUCCACCUCGCACGUGUAGGACUAUUUAGAGAGACUCUUCCUUAAGUACAGACAGCUGGCUGGAGUCCUCUUGUCUGCUCAGCUUGCCGUGUAGCACCAAAAAUGCAGUACAGAUGGGUUACCCAUUUUAGCGACGUUCCUUUUUAAUUCCCCCUGCCUCCCCGCAAAGGUUAAUGCUCCUAAUCUCAUUAUUGCUGUAGGUGAUUGCUCUGGGCUGCUGCUAAAGCUGGUUCCUUGGUACAACCUUUGAUUCCCCCCCCCCCCCAGUGUGUCAUGGGAACGGUGAAAAAGUCACUGGGUAUAUACAGUGCAUUCCGACCUGUGCUAUUUUAGGAUUUUGAUUUAUGAUGCAGCGCUCUUUUCUUCUUCUAAAAAUUUAAUUCCUAUAAGGAGAUUGUGCAGUAUUAUUUAUUCAAAUGCACACUGUAUGUAGGAGUCUGCUUGGGAAGAUAAGGUUUCGUCAAAAGAUGCAUCUCUGUGUGUUGUUCCAUGUCUGUGCCUUCUUGGAAACCGUAUCCCCUUUUUUUCCUAAUCUCUCAAGUGUGAGGACUGUCUGUCGUUAUUUAGGGAGGGGGAUAUAUUCUGCAUGUUCUCAGAGGCACCCUUGCCUCUUGUUUCACAUGUCAGCGCUGCUAAACUUUAGCCCCACAAAUAGGAGCUGGCUGGGGCUGAUGGAAAUUGGAAGGACUUGUCUUCAUUUGAGGUUGUAAAGCAAGGGUUGGGUGCCCACCUGUGAAGGAUUCUUUAGUUGUGAUUACUCCAAUGCAGGGGGUUGGACUAAAUAAUAAUAAUAAUAAAUUUUAUUUAUACCCUGCCCUCCCCAGCCAGAGCCAGGCUCAGGGCAGCUAACACCAGUAAAAUUACAAUACAAACAUAAUGGGGGAACGGACGGACCCAAUUUAAAAUACAGGUUAAAAUGCAAUUUAAAAAGCAGCCUCAUUUUAAAAGUAGCCCAUAAAUCAAAACCGUAAGGGGAGGGAAGACAUAAGGGUCAGACUGAGUCCAAACUUGAAAUAUACUCAGAGUUGAGUGUGGAUUUCAUGCUCUUUAUUCAGCUCAUAGUAGUGACGAAUGCCAGUUCCCCCAAAGUGUCUGCUUUAUAUACAUUAUUUACACAAUGGGCCCCGCGUGAUUGGCUAAUUCCGGGAUUCUCCUGUAGGCCAAUCAGGUUGCGGAUUCACUUCCACCUGGAGCUGGAUUGGGUGGCUCCUGUGGACCAAUCAGACUGCUGCAUUUUGGAUCCUAGUCAACUCAGUACAUAACAAAACCAAAGGCCAGGCAGAACAGAUUGUCAGCCCCUUCCAACUCUUCUAUGAUUCUGAAGGCCACAGAUCCCCUCUCUUCCUUGAUUUAAACCCAUUUCUCACCACCCACAAAGGGCUAAAAGCAGUCUGGGUGCUAUAUUGCUUGAAGAACAACCCAGGAGGAUAGGAUUGAGAAGCUUUCUUCACCUGCUGUUUUAUCUCAGUAUAUUCCCAGCUGCGGUUCAGUGCUUUUAAAAGUUGGGAGGUGGAAUCUUGCAUUUUGCUCCUCUGAGUGGGUAGGGUUAAUGGCACAUUCCGAGACACCGUCUUCCAGAAAUAUAUCCCGAUAUAGACUCAACUGUUUCUGUAGAGGAACUUUGAAAGUUCCCAUUGGUGAGCUGUUUUGGAGCAACGGCUCCAGUUAUGUAAAAGUUUACGAGAUUACGAAAGACAAAAGAGUGCCUGCUGGCUCAGGGAAAAUGUAUUUCUGAGACUCUAUUGCAAUUUAGGUUGAAAGCUCGGUCAGGUUACUGGUGCCAGUUACCUUCUUACAUAAGAUGGGGGGGGCGCAGCGGGCAUUUUUUCAGCAGCAUGGGCGAUCUGAAUGUGAACUUGCUGCGUUCAGGCUAACUGUACUUUUCUUCUUCUGAGCAGGCUGGCCAUUAGAGCAGACAGUCCUAUCUCUGGCGGACUCCUCUGUCUGAAGGGCUGUCCAGCAUAAUAAUAAUAAUAAUAAUAAUAAUAAUAAUAAUAAUAAUAAUAUUUGUACCCCGCCCAUCUGGCUGGGUUUCCCCAGCCACUCUGGGCGGCUUCCAACAAAGAUUAAAAAUACAUUAAAAUGUCACACUUCCCUGAACAGGGCUGCCUUCAGAUGUCUUCUAAAUGUUGUUGUUGUUGUUGUGUAGUCGUUUAGUUGUGUCUGACUCUUUGUGACCCCAUGGACCAGAGCACGCCAGGCACUCCUGUCUUCCACUGCCUCCCGCAGUUUGGUCAAACUCAGGCUGGUAGCUUCAAGAACACUGUCCAACCAUCUCGUCCUCUGUCAUCCCCUUCUCCUUGUGCCCUCCAUCUUUCCCAACAUCAGGGUCUUCUCCAGGGAGUCUUCUCUUCUCAUGAGGUGGCCAAAGUAUUGGAGCCUCAGCUUCACGAUCUGUCCUUCUAAAUGUUAGGUAGUUGUUUAUCUCUUUGACGUCUGAUGGGAGGGCGUUCCACAGGGCAGGUACCACUACCAAGAAGGCCUUCUGCCUGGUUCCCUGUAGUUUUGCUUCUCGCUGGACCUCAGUCUCCGGGCAGAAUGAUGGGGGUGAAGACCCUCCUUCAGGUAUACUGGGCCGAGGCCAUUUAGGGCUUUUUUUCACUAGUGGGACUGGUUGGUUGAAUCUGGCAGUUUUAGGCCCUCCAGAUGUUGCUGGACUUCAGCUCCCAUCAUCCUUGACGUCAAACUAUGCUGGCUGGAACUGAUGGGAGUUGGAGUGCAACAACCUCUGGAGGGCCACACUCUCCCUACGCCUGCCAUAGAAGGACCCAGGGGGGUAUGACCCUGUAUAAGGCAGCUUCCUGCGCCAACACCAAAGCAAAAGAAUCAGCUGUUGCUUAUUUCUGUUCUGCUUGGCUGUUUGCGCUACUCUUGUUUGUUGCAUAUUGACAUGGCAUAUUGACUAGCUUAAAUGAGUGUUGAAAAACAACCUGCCUCUUGGCAAAUCUUGACGCUUUGCCUUGAGCAGAGGUCAGUAGUCACUUACUCUUCCUGAUGAUUUGCAAGUGGUGAUUUGUAGGUGCAAUCGCUUUGAGCUGUAAUUGAUUGGAUUGAUUUUGCCGUUGCAGAUGCCUGAGAGGGCCCCCCCCCCCAUUCCCAAGCCCCUUUCCUGGACCACUCUGCUUUCCAUGCAGUAACAGCAAAGCCUAUUUUUAUGGCCAGGAUAACUAAGGCUGCCAUAAAUAGCCUCUGAGCAUCACUCCCUUUUUUCCCUUCUUUUUUUUUGCUGCUUGAAAGCAAAUAGUUUUUGCAGGGCUCCUGUUGAUGGAUAGGGAGCCUUUUAAGUUAAUUAAGGGUGCAUCCGUGAGGCUCUUACUUUCUCAAUUAGGGGCACUUAAGCAACUCAGAGCAUUGCUGCUUUUCCUGCUAUCUUCCCUGGUGCACGCUUUAUUGCCUGCAUUGGUCCUAAAAAGGUAAAGGUAAAGGUAAAGGACCCCUGACCAUGAGGUCCAGUCGUGGACGACUCUGGGGUUGCAGCACUGAUCUCACUUUACUGGCCGAGGGAGCCGGCGUACAGUUUCUGGGUCAUGUGGCCAGCAAACCAGCUUCUAGGUCAUGUGACUGGCAAACCAGAGCAGCGCACAGAAACGCCAUUUACCUUCCCGCUGGAGCGGUACCUAUUGAUCUACUUGCACUUUGACAUGCUUCCGAACUGCUAGGUUGGCAGGAGCAGGGACUGAGCAACGGGAGCUCACCCUGUUGUGGGGAUUCGAACCGCCGACCUUCUGAUCGGCAAGUCCUAGGCUCUGUGGUUUAACCCACAGCGCCACCCGACUGCUUUAUAUGGUCAGGGGGAAAGCAGGCAGUCUUGGACUAUAUGCCAAUGCAGAAUGCAGGUGGGGAUGUGGGAUGCAUGACUGAGUAUUCCCCAGCAUUAAAAAGAAGAAGAAGAAGAGCCUAUUUUCCUCGGCAAAGCUAGCUAGCUUACCUGCACAGUGAUGCUAGCAUGCCUGCUUCCUGAGAUGCUAGUUUUCAGGCAGGGGGUGGCUGGGAGGAGAAGAAUUGUUUUCUUUUCUUCAAUGUAUCAUAGCGUAGGGUUACAUUCAACAAGAUCAUAGCGUGAAGUGCUCCUUAUUUUAUUAUUUAUUCAUUAACAGCAUUUAUCAGCCACCCCUAGCAGUUUCCCUGCUUACGGUAACAUGCAACUGCAAACAAACAAACAAGUCCUAACUGAGCCCAUAGAAGGCAACUGCAAGAACUUUCUGACAGUAAGUGCUGUUUGACAGUGGAAUGAAUGGGUUGCCACGACGGAUGGUUGUGGACUCUCUCUCCUUGGAGGCUUUUAAGCAGAGGUUGCAUAGCCCUCGGUCAUGGAUACUUUACAGUAGUACCUCGGGUUACAUAUGCUUCAGGUUACAGACUCUGCUAACCCAGAAAUAGUACCUCGGUUGAGAACAGAAAUUGUGCUCCAGUGGCGCGGCAGCAGCAGGAGGCCCCAUUAGCUAAAGUGGUGCUUCAGGUUAGGAACAGUUUCAGGUGAAGAACGGACCUCCAGAACGAAUUAAGUACUUAACCCGAGGUACCACAGCAGUUGAUAUUCCUGCAUUGCAGGGGCUUGGACGAUGGUUCUUGGGUGUCUCUUCCAAGUCUAUGGUUCUGUGAUUCUGUCAUCCAGGGCAUGCUCAAAGUCCAGCCGGACAAAAAAAAGGCUACGCAGAUGUGCAACGAGGCCAAUGAGAGGUAUGGUUCGGGAGAGCCUAUGUGGUUGGGAAGGGGGGUGGAGCAUUGCCUGGGCAAAGCCCGAAGGGCCAACUAGAGAAACCUUCUUUGGCCCUUGAGAUUGAGGUUCCCCACUCCUGUCCUUCCUGGUAAUGUGCAAAUUGGUCCUGAGCUUGCUGGAUUUCGUUGUCUCUGCUCUGAGUUUCUGCAGGCUGCAGCUUCCCACUCACUUGUAGACAUUGAAAGAGACUCAAGACCUUGCAGCGCUGCUGCUGCUGCGCACACCAGCAGAUCUUCACAGAUUCUCCUUCCCACGCCUGACGGAAAUCGAUCCAGGGAAGGCUGUUUGCUAACAUCACCUUGUCGAGCCCUCGACUGUUGAUGUUACAGCUGAUUAUUCCUCUCUGCCAGGGCUGGAUUCAGCAUGUGUGUUUUACUCUUCUCCAGAGGAAGCGGAGGACUUGCUUUGGAAAAAUGCGACCUUUCCCUCCUCUGGGCUGGGCUUCGCCCUUUGAAAGUGCAACCAGCUAUAUCGCAUGCUGCGUCCUUAUAAACUGGAGAGAAAAUUGUAAACUUCACACUUGUUGUGGUAUUCUUAAUAAUGCCAUUUGGUUGCCAUAGAAACGUAUUUUCCGAGCAUUUUCUGGAGAGCAUAGGGGGAGAGGAGGCAAUGGGAAGAAGAAGACAGGUUUGGCUCAGGUCAGAUCUGAAGGACAAACUUGGCACGUCAGUCUACUAAAUCAUACUCAGAGUAAACCCACUGAAAUCAAUUGACAAUCUAGUUUUAAGAACAUUAAGAAGAGCCCGCUAGAUCAGGCCAGUGGACCAUAUAGUCUAACAUCCUGUUCUCAGUGUGGCUAUCUGUGGCAAACCCACCAGCAGCAUCCGACCACAAGAGCACUCUCUCCUGUGGUUUCCAGCAAGUGAUUUUGGAAGCAUUUCUCGGUAGGGCCUUCUCGGUGGUGGCGCCCGCCCUGUGGAAUGCCCUCCCAUCAGAUGUCAGGGAAAUAAACAACUACAGUGGUACCUCGGGUUAAGAACUUAAUUCGUUUUGGAGGUCUGUUCUUAAUCUGAAAAUGUUCUUAACCUGAGCACCACUUUAGCUAAUGGGGCCUCCUGCUGCUUCUGUGCCGCCGCUGCAUGAUUUCUGUUCUCAUCCUGAAGCAAAGUUCUUAACCCGAGGUACUAUUUCUGGGUUACUGGAGUCUGUAACCUGAAGCAUCUGUAACCUGAAGCGUCUGUAACCUGAGGUACCACUGUAUCUGACUUUUAGAAGACACCUGAAGGCAGCCCUGUUGAGGGAAGUUUUUAAUGUUUGAUGGUUUAUCGUGUUUUUAAUAUUCUGUUGGGAGCUGCCCAGAGUGGCUAGGGAAACCCAGCCAGAUGGGCAGGGUAUAAAUUAUUAUUGUUACAGUUGUACCUCCGCUCAUGUAUCCCUCCGGUUACGUAAACUUUGGGAUACGUAAGUGGCAAACCCGGAAGUAUAUUUCCGGGUUUUUGCCAUGCGCGCAUGCCCAGAAGCGCUCUAUGUCCGCAGAAGCGGUCCCUCUAGUUGCGGAUACCUCGGGGUCCGACCAGAGCACUGGAACAGAUCCUGUUCACAACCGGAGGUACCACUGUAUUAUUAUUAUUAUUAUUAUUAUUAUUAUUAUUAUUAUUAUUUCUGGACCAGAGACCCACCUCUGAUUCCCCGGCUGCAACAUGGGACCCACUUUCACUUAAUACAGUGGUACCUCUGGUUACGAACUUAAUUCGUUCAGGAGGUCCGUUUUCAACUCAAAACCGUUCUUAACCUGAGGUGCACUUUCGCUAAUGGGGUCUCCCGCUGUGCAUGCGCCUCUGGCGCACGAUUUCCACUUGCAUCCCGGGGCAAAGUUCGCAACCAGGAGACCUACUUCUGGGUUAGCGGAGCUCACAACCCGAAGCGUUCACAAGGAGGAUGGUUCGUAACCAGAGACAUUACUGUAAUGCUAAGAAUGCACAUUAUUCAUCUUGAAGUGGCAAUUCACAGAGCAGUAUGCCUAACAUUACUUCAGCAUUACUACUGAAGGAAAACUAGCCCUGCAAUGUGGCAAGAGAAAGACAUAAGCAUUUGGCCAGAAAUGUGUAUCUUAUUAAAAAAAAGCUCCUGCCUGUCUCCCAUCAUGUUGCAGCACUUGUGGAAAUCUAUAAAAUGAGCAUCUCAUCAAAAGAAUGUCUUCUAGUCCAGACACACAUGUAGUGCUCCUUUGGUCUGGUCGGCCUAAGAUGGAAUCCAGCCUGGUAGCAACAGCUGUGUUGUGGGACGUCUGAUGUGGCCUUGUGCUUCCCCAUAGGCUGAGAACCUUUGCACUAGACCACAACCUGCCUACAAAUUUCCACCAUAGAAAUGAGUUGCGUGUCGAGGUCCCCAAGCCACCCCCCAAAUAACUCACAACGCACACUUAAUUUUUGUUUAAGGUUUUUGGCAUAAUUUUGGCCACAACUUUAUUUAAAUACAAAACCGUGAGUGGUUGUUUAGGCAUUGGUUAAGACUAUCUGUCCCCCGCCUGGGGACAGAACUGACUUCCGGGCACCACCGAAAGACAGUGCGGGGAAAGCAAGUCGGGGAGAAAUGGAGCUGAGUCACAGACCCUCAAUUCUCAUCCGCAUGCUCCCCGAAGGCUUGCCGGCCCUAGUCCCAUUCCAGGGAUUGGACGAAAAGAUGGCAAGCCCCAGGAUUCCUUUAACGGAAUUCCCUUUCCGCAGCAACCAUGGAGGGGCAGGCCCAGCCUAUCCUAACCCCUCCUCCACCAAUUUAUAACCAAUGCCUAACCGCAACCUUACAAGUUGUGACGAUUUGCUACGCAGUAGGCAAAAACCAAAUGGCCCAGCCAAUCAGCCAGAUGGACAAAAUUCCUACCAGGCCCCUGCCCCAACGGCAGACGACCCCAUGACAGGCAUAGCAAGGUCAAUGCAACAACCCCUUACUCAAGGGCAGGUGGGCGGGUGAUCCUUUGCACGCAGCAAAGAGAAAGCUCCAGGCUGCGUGCAGAGUAUUUAAACAUUUUACCCCUCCCACCAAAAUUGCAACAUAACUUUUACCCCAGCAACCCAGUGAACCAAUCACUGCCCCAGGCCAUCUUUAGAGACCCUGCCUGGUAACAGAGGGGUGGCUCAGCAGACCCCACCGCAACAUGUGCUCUCCAUGAAGGAGAACACGCUUUGUGCGCACACCAAGAAUACAAGAGUCAACAAUCUCUGGUUUAAAUCAGAAAUGGAAUGAAUGAAUGAGUCAUAAUAAUGAUACACUGCUUUUGUAUUUUCCAUUAAGGCCUUAAUGCAUUUCAUAAACCCAGUUGUGGGAUCAAAAUGGAAGGGGAGGGGGAACGAGAGAGUGGGUGGAAUUCAGUGUUGUGUUUCAGCUUGCCAGACGGGAGUUAUCUCCCGCUUGGACUACUGUAAUGCGCUCUACGUGGGGCUACCUUUGAAGGUGACCCGGAAACUGCAAUUAAUCCAGAAUGCGGCAGCUAGACUGGUGACUGGGAGCAGCCGCUGAGACCACAUAACACCGGUCCUGAGAGAUCUGCAUUGGUUCCCAGUACGUUUACGAGCACAAUUCAAAGUGUUGGUGCUGACCUUUAAAGCCCUAAACGGUCUCAGUCCUGUAUACCUGAAGGAGCGUCUCCACCCCCAUCGUUCAGCCCAGACACUGAGGGCCUUCUGGCGGUUCCCUCAUUGCGAGAAGUGAGGUUACAGGGAACCAGACGGAGGGCCUUCUCGGUAGUGGUGCCCACCCUGUGGAACACCCUCCCAUCAGAUGUCAAGGAAAUAAGCAGCUAUCUUAUUUUGAAAAGACAUCUGAAGGCAGCCCUGUUUAAGGAAGUUUUUAAUAUUUAAUACUGUAUUGUUUUAUUUCUCGACUGGGAGCCGCUCAGAGUAGCUGGGGAAACUCAGCCAGAUGGGCGGGGUAUAAAUAAUAUAUUAUUAUUAUUAUUAUUAUUAUUAUUAUUAUUAUUAUUAUCCUCCCCACUCUAGUACUGUUCUGGGGCUUCAUCAGCCUAAUUUCAGGAAGCACACAGGGAGAAUAAAGGAAGGGGAAGCCCUAUUGUGCAAACUCAGUUUCUCUGACGGCACCAGGUCCACUGUCAGACCAACUCUGUGUUACAAAGAUGUUUGCAGAUGUGACAUGAAGGUUAGCAACAUCAACCCUGCCUUGUGGAAAUCCCCUGUAGGUGACUACAGUGCCUAGAGACAGACAGUCAGAUCAUGCAUCCACAGCAAUGACCAGAGGAGGAAUGACUGCCAGGAGGAGUGCAGAGAGAAGAAAUUCUGUGCUGCCUUUGUGGCAGUGCAACCGGACACCUUCAGCUGCCCCAGCUGCAACAAAACAUGUCUCUCCCACAUCGGUCUCUACAGCCACAACAGGCGCUGUAACCUUCCAGCGGUUUGACUUCACCCCCAAAGGCACACUCCUCCGUUGUCUCUUGAAACAGACGGCUGCCAGCAGUUCUGCUGUCGGAGCUCAUAGUGCGAAUCCUGCCCAGUGUCUUUCUUGGCGAAGGCUUGCUUUGUGUGCAGGAGUCCUGAGGUUAAAUCAGCACCACUUCCACGAAGGGCUGGAAAUGUCCCCAAUGUUCCUACUAAAGGAUAUUGUUUCUAGGAGUUUAAAGAUUAUGCGUGGGAUGGAUAAUUCUCAGCCUUGCAUUAGGGGAAUUGAAAGCUGCGCAUGGCGUGAUGCUUUUAAAAGAUUCUGUGAGAUCAUGGAUGUUUGCAGAAAUGUUUGUAAAUCUGAUAAAGACCAUUUUCCCGGCAAAGCAGCUGCCGUUCCUGCCGAGGGCUGCUCUUUACCAAUCUAAUUUGUGCCGCACACUCUCUGCAUAGGCGGGUGCGAUAUACACAAGCCAAUAUCUGUGCCAAACCCUCAGUGAUAGAAGAAGUCUGGGUGGGGAAACCCAACAGAAUUAUUUCAAGGAAAGCUUUGGCUUUGAGACCAGUUCUCUUGUCAUUGGUUAUUACAGUAGUACCUCAGGUUAAGUACUUAAUUCGUUCCGGAGGUCUGUUCUUAACCUGAAACUGUUCUUAACCUGAAGCACCACUUUAGCUAAUGGGGCCUCCUGCUGCUGCCGCGCUGCCGGAGCACGAUUUCUGUUCUCAUCCUGAAGCAAAGUUCUUAACCCGAGGUACUAUUUCUGGGUUAGCAGAAUCUGUAACCUGAAGCGUAUGUAACCCGAGUUACCACUGUACAGCGGUAAGAGAAAAGGACUAGGUGUUUAGGAGGAUAUCUCAGCACACAGUGGCUUGCUGGCAUUGAGGCCUUUAUGGCAUCCCUGAAGCACGGAACCAAGUUAUCAGGCUUGCCUGAAGCAUAUGUAACCCGAGGUACCACUGUACCUAUAUCCCAGUUCUAUUCCAAGGCAGGGAUAUGGACCUCCAGAUGUUGAUAGACUACAAGUCCCAUGGACCCUGGACCAUUGGCCUUAUGCUGGCUGAAGUCUAGUAACAUCUGGAGGGUGAUGGGUUUUCAAGCUCUGCUGUAAGGAGCUGAAGGCAGCUUAUAACACCAUACUUUCAAAGCACGUUUAAAGCACGUUCCCCACUCCCCAGAAAAGAAUCCGUGGGCUUUCUUUAGAUUUGAAGGGUUGUAUUCAAAUAGCUCCCCCCCAAUUUUUUUUAUUCAUUUUAUAACGCAAAUAAAGAACACAAACAGAAAAACAAACAAUACAAACAAAUUCUUGUCAUAUCCUUAUUUUGUAUUCAACUAACUUUUACUCAGAGUAGACCCAUUAAAAUAAAUGGCAGCAACUACGUAGUUAGGUCCAUUAAUUCUGGUGUGUCUGCUCUGAGUAAAAGUUAGCUGAAUUCAACCCAAAGUAAUUGACAUUCUCAGCCUUAGCAAAACACAGUCUCUUCCCGGAACCCUUUUUCUGCAAAGCCAUCAGCCGUGACCUCAUUAGCAGCCCUGCCUCUGUUUCCUCUUUGUCUCCUUGGCAAAGGUGCCUCAGGCCCAGCCUGUCUAAGUAAGUAAGUAAAAUAAAGUAAGCAAGUAAGUAAGUAAGUAAGUAAGUAAGUAAGUAAAAUAAAGUAAGUAAGUAAGUAAGUAAGUAAAGUAAAGUAAGUAAGUAAGUAAGUAAAAUAAAUAAAUAUCUGCAUGAUGUAAUGGUUUGGCUUCCCUGACAAAGCCUGCAGGCUUGCAGCCAAGAGUCAGGCUGAAGCGCCGUGCUUUGGGAUGAUUUACUGCUGAACCUUGAAUUCAGUGGAAGCUCUGCCCGGUUAUUAUGCCCGCAAUGUAUUAGGCCAGACACCCUUUCAAAAAGCUGUAGUGGGAAAAGCCCAGGAUGGACAGCUCGUAAUGCAGAGCCCAUUAGCCAAGUGUGACAGCGCCUUUGGCUAGAGUGUUUAGGGAUUUGGCAAUCUCACAAGGCACAAGGACAGGAGAUUUAAAAGGCAGCUGAACCUUCGUCAGUUCGACCUGCUUGCAGUCAAACGAUCGCCGCAGCCAUAAAUCUUCUCUGUAGCUGAAGAACUGGCCGGAGAGGUGGAAAUGCUGGAAAGGAGAUACAUGAUUGGGUUCCCCUUGAGGAGAUGGACUGUUGCCUCUGUGAAACACUUUUCAUCGGUUUCUGUCAUUGUCAACAGGUGGUUGUUGUUGACAUCCAUUUGUCUCGAGAGAUAAUGGAGUGCACCUCUGGGGGUGAACUCAAACUGCUGCGUUAGCAACACCAAAGUGACCUUUCUGGGGUGCAAGCCUGGGCAGUGUGUCUGGAGGUCCUGGACUGCCCAGACAACAAGACCCCCCUCUCAGCCUCACUGAUCUGGUCCAAAGGAAAGCAGAGCAAUACAUUUGGCACCAGCUUGGCUGCAGGAGUUGCUGGAAGGAGGCGUACAAGGCGCCACCCAACCGUCUUAGGGAUUCCACUCCAGUUUUACCCCUUAGCCUUUUGUCCCAGUACGUUUCUGAGCACAAUUCAAAGUGUUGGUGCUGACCUUUAUAUCCCUAAACUACCUCGGUCCAGUAUACCUUAAGGAGCGUCUCCACCCCCAUCGUUCUGCCCAGACACUGACGUCCAGCGCCGAGGGCCUUCUGGCAGUUCCCUUGCUGCAAGAAGCCAAGUUACAGGGAACCAGACAGAGGGCCUUCUCAGUAGUGGCACCCGCCCUGUGGAACACCCUCCCACUAGAUGUCAAAGAGAAAAAUAACUACCAGACUUUUAGAAGAUACCUGAAGGCAGCCUUGCUUAGGGAAGCUUUUAAUGUUUAAUAGGUUAUUGUAUUUUAAUAUUCUGUUGGAAGCCGUCCAGAGUGGCUGGGGAAACCCAGUCAGAUGGGUGGGGUAUAAAUGAUAAAUUAUUAUUAUUAUUAUUAUUAUUAUUAUUAUUCCUCUGAAGAUACUGUAAGUGUGAUAUAUGGUAAUUAAGUGUCCCUUGUGAAAACUGUCCACCUCCUCAAGGGACUGAAUCCAAAAGCCAGCCGCAACCCGUUGACUAUGCUCCCUGGGAUUCUCAUGUCCAGCCUCUGACUUAUUGUUUGGCCUUGGGGAAGUGAUAAACGCCAUGGAGUUCUAACUCCCCAAAGGCUUCUACACUUAGAAGUGUGCUGAGUUCCAACAGUUAAAUCCAGUGCUUCCCUAGCACCAGACAUCCAGCUGGUGGCUGGGUAUUUGGGAAGUGCUGUGCAAAGCAUGAAUAGCUUGUCCAAAAUGGUCUCGUGGGCCAAAUGGGGAGGAGGUCUGGUGGGCCAUAAAUGGCCUGAGGGAUGGAGGUUCCCUACUGUUGGUGUAAUAACCCUGGUCUACUUUGCACCUUGUUGCCUUGCAUAUCUGCAGCGUUGGUGGUGUCUAAUGAGAAGUGGGACCAUAGCUGUCAACUUUUUCCUUUUUUUAAGGGAAAUUCCCUUAUUCCAAAUAGGAUUCCUUGCAAGAAAAGGGAAAAGUUGACAGCUAAUGAGAGGGACGUGGGUGGCGCUGUGGGUUAAACCACAGAGCCUAGGACUUGCUGAUCAGAAGGUCGGCGGUUCAAAUCCCCAUAAUGGGGUGAUCUCCCGUUGCUUGGUUCCUGCUCCUGCCAACCUAGCAGUUCGAAAGCACAUCAAAGUGCAAGUAGAUAAAUAGGUACCGCUCAGGCAUUUCCGUGUGCUGCUCUGGUUCGCCAGAAGUGGCUUAGUCAUGCUGGCCACAUGACCCGGAAGCUGUACGCUGGCUCUCUCGGCCAGUAAAGCGAGAUGAGCUCCGCAACCCCAGAGUCGGCCACGACUGGACCUAAUGGUCAGGAGUCCCUUUACCUUUACUUUGCACAUUGUUGCCUUGCAUAUCUGCAGCGUUGGUGAUGUCUAAUGAGAAGUGGGACCAUAGCGUGUGAAGCAGGACCAGCGGGGGGUGCUCAUAGGUAGGCAGUCUGCCCUGAAGAGAGUCUCAAGGGCCAGAUAGAAAGUCUUGGUGGGCCACAUGCAACAGCUUGGCCUGACCUUCACCACCCCUGGUGCAAGGGCUUAUGUGGCACCUAAAAACUGGCGACAGUGCCCAGCACGCGUCUCUCUUACAGUUCUGCUUGGGCCUGCUGAAAUAGCUGUUGCAUUUUUCACCCCCCUAGUUGGCCUCUGUUCAUUUGGCACAGGAAUGGGUUGCUAAACAUAGCCUGCGAUCAGUCAGCGCUGCAGAAAUGCAGAGAUCAUUAUCAGAGGCAGACUUCUAGUUGCAUUCGCUUGAGGAGUCCACGCCAGAGCGACCUGGCUGUGCUGAGCUUUGGGAAAGCACUUCAAGAUGCGGGCGUUUGAAUCGAUAUGUUUUGUAAUUCAGCUCCUGUUCCAGUUCAGCUAUGGUAAAAAAACACACCAAAAAAACCAAGGCUUUGCUUCCGUUCCACUUCAUGUCGCCUGCAUUUUUGCUUCAACUUUUUCUCAUAACAAGAUUCUGUUAUGAAACUGGACUGGGCUGGGAUGCCCUGAAGUCAGGUUUUAUCUGCUGUCCUGCAAGGAUAUAUAUAUAUAUAUAUAUAUAUAGUGGGUAGAUUUGGGGCUUAGCCAUGCCUAUCUCCAACACAGGAUUGAAGCCUUAAUGAGAGAGGUGGCAUUUCAUGGUUCAUUUUGAUAAAUCCAAGGCCUGGCCUGGCACUCUGGGGAGAAGGAAGAACUGCUAUUGGCACAGGGCGCCUAAAUGGAGUCUAAUUCUAGGUGGCUGACAUUUUUAGAACAAAACUUUAGGGUGCUUAAUUUUCCACCAAAAUCUGCAAGAAAUGCCUCUCAGUUUCUAAUUUAGUGUAAUUAAAAAAACAAAAAAAAACUUCGUGCAACCUGAACAAACAGGGAACACCAGACCCUCCUAAAGGUAAAGGUAAAAGGGCCGCUGACCAUUAGGUCCAGUCAUGGCUGACUCUGGGGUUGCGGCGCUCAUCUCGCUUUAUUGGCCGAGGGAGCCGGCGUACAGCUUCCAGGUCAUGUGACCAGCAUCAGUGGCGUAGCGUGGGUUGUCAGCACCCGGGGCAAGGCAAGUAAUUUGUGCCCCCUAACCCGUGGAUUUGCGCCCCCUAACCCGUGGAUUUGCGCCCCCUAACCCUAACCCCCAGAUGUUGCGCCCGGUGCGGCCGGCCCCCCCUGCACCCCCCACGCUACGCCACUGGCCAGCAUGACUAAUCCAUUUCUGGCGAACCAGAGCAGCACACGGAAACACCGUUUACCUUCCCGCCGGAGCAGUACCUAUUUAUCGACUUGCACUUUGAUGUGCCUUCGAACUGCUAGGUUGGCAGGAGCAGGGACCGAGCAACGGGAGCUCACCCCGUCACGGGGAUUUGAACCACCGACCUUCUGAUCGGCAAGCCCUAGGCUGUGUGGUUUAACCCACAGCGCCACCCACGUCCCUCCUAAAUAUACCUAAAUCUUAAAGUUUUACAGACAGCUUUGCAAAAUAGCCAGAGACUUUCAAAUGCAUCUUACCGUUACAGUCCCUUUCAGUUUUAUGGUGCUGAUAGGGAGGGAAAGUGGAUUUCUGCUCCUUUUUCCUAACAUGCUCCUACUUCUCAUUGCUCACUCCCCUCACCUCAAGCACAGUCCUCCAGAGAGACAGCCAUGUCUGGGGAAAAAACUGGAGAGAUGCUAGCAGGCAGUAUACACAAUACUAAGGUGGUCUAGCUUGGUGUAACGCAGUUUCUUAUCUUUCUUUUCUUUUAUUUCUACAGUUCAGAGGGAGCCACAGAGAACCAUGCAGAGCAGACCCAAUCCAUUUUGCUAGCUGAGAUAAAGCAGCAAAUAUUAACCCCCCCCCCCCCGUCCCAAGUCAAGGUGCAGAGAUCAGAUUAUUUUGGCACCUGAACACAGAAAACCUCAUAGAUUCCUCUCCCCUUCCCUGCCAGUAAGAAUACAACCAUAAAAAACUAAAUAAAUAACAAUUUGCUGCUCCUUCAGUGCGGCGGUGGGGCUUGUUAUUGAAGACAUAGUGUCUACAUUGGUUAGAAGUUCUUUCUUUCUUCUGUAUAGUCUUUGGGUUCAUCCUGAUCAUCGAAUCAUCGAAUUGUAAAGUUGCAUAUGCAGGAAUCUCGACUAAAGCAUCCAUGACCGAUGGCCUUCCAACCUCUGCUUAAAACUCUCAAUUGAAGGAGAGUCCACAACUACCUGAGGAAGUCCAGUCCACUGUCAAACCACUCUUAAUGUCAGAAAGUUUCUCCAGCUCCCUCAACCAUUCCUUAUGAGGCUUGGUUUCCAGACCAUUGAUCAUUUUGGUUGCCCUCCUGAAUUACAAAACAUACGGAUUUGAAAUUCAGCUGCAGGUGGAACCUAACACCAAGAAAGCUAGUGCUAAUAUGCCCAGGAACCUCACCAAAAUGCUGGAGAGGGUGCACCUCCACAUGUGGCGCAUACCUCCACAUGUGGUGGGAGUGCCCCAAAAUCCAACUAUUCUGGACAACCGCCAUAUGAGAAAUAUGUAAAAUUAUUAGAAAUCACUCCAGAAUUGGUCCUAUUAAACAUCUUCCAAGACAAUAAUGCCCAUUUACACCACAAAGAACUCAUAACCUACCUACUUUCAGCAGCCAGAAACAUCAUAACCAGACACUGGAGAGACCUGUCAGGAGUAAGCAUGGACCAAUGGUACCAAAUAGUAUGGGAAGCAGCCUUGCUAGAAAAACUAACCAAUAAACUGAAACUGACACGGGGACAAAUAGAAGAAGACGCCUUCACCCCAGUAUGGCUCCCCUUUAUCACAUACACAGCCCAACAAGACAAUGACAAAAAUCCACCAACAGCAUACAAAUCAAUAUGGCUAACCUGAUCCAAAGGGACGUGGGUGGCGCUGUGGGUUAAACCACAGAGCCUAGGGCUUGCCAAUCAGAAGGUCGGUGGUUUGAAUCCCCGCGACGGGAUGAGCUCCCGUUGCUCGGUCCCUGCUCCUGCCAACCUAGCAGUUCGAAAGCAUGUCAAAGUGCAAGUACAUAAAUAGGUAUCGCUAUGGCGGGAAGGUAAACGGUGUUUCCGUGCACUGCUCUGGUUCACCAGAAGCGGCUUAGUCAUGCUGGCCACAUGACCCGGAAGCUGUACGCUGGCUCCCUUGGCCAAUAAAGCGAGAUGAGCACCGCAACCCCAGAGUCAUCCGUGACUGGACCUAACGGUCAGGGGUCCCUUUACCUUUACCUAACCUGAUCCAAAACACCCACUCACACAUGAAAACAAAGAUCACCGCAGCCAAUCACAAACAAACAACCACACCCUACCUCUCUCACCACCAAAGGAACACAAGUGAAUAGCAGAGAACCUGCACAAGCGACACUUACACAAUGCCCCACAUAUAUUAAGUAAAAUAAUAACAAAGAAAAUCUAUAACAAAAAUAAAUUUAAAAAACCCAAAACAUACGGAUUCAAACACCCACAUCUUGAAGUGCUUUUCCAAAGUACAAUGCUUAAGUGGAGCUUAAAUUAUAUGUGGUCUUUAUUCAGCAUUAGUUCUGAUUUGCUUGUGGGAUGUUUAUGCAUCUUCCCAUUAAUCAUUAAUUCAGCUCCACUCCUUUCAGUACAUUUGACUGUCACUUUCCUAACUGCAAAAAUGUCUUUUUAAAAAAAAAAAAAAAAAAGUGGAUUUGUUGCACUAGGGCAACAGAGCACUAUUAAUCUGCUUUAAUUGCAUGAAUUACACCAACCUAAAUUUCCCACAGAAUACUGGCAGUCUGGUGGGCUCUCAUGCAGAAAACCUGCUCUUCAGAAUUUACCGCUAUGCCAGUGGAGUAGAGAGAUAGAACUUAGAGGUGAGCCCAGGGAUGGGAGAGAAAUUCAGUUCCUCUACCCCAUUGUGAAGCUCUUUCCAAAGUCUAUCCUUGGUCAGCAGUCAUGCAUCCAAUCAGUCAUGCACCCAAUCCUUCCUAGGAAGGAGGAGAAAUAUGAUUCAGUUCAUGUUUAAAGGCUAACCUAUCUAAUUCUCACUUUUCAAGCUAAUUCACAAACUGAGACAUACUGUAGCUACCCAUCGAAAAUUGCACUUCUGCAAAUUUUGUAAAUCACUUCUCCAGCCAAGGUUACUGAUACAAUGCAUUUUUGCAUGUUCUUUUCAUUAAAUGCAUAUAUUUAAGUGAAAGGAACAUACAAAAAUACAUUACAUUGCAGAAAAUGUGUAUAUCAGGAAAAUUGCACACAAAUGUGUAUAUUGGGAAAAUUUUGCAGUAAAGUGCUGAUGAAUUUUAAUUAUUAUUAGUAUUAUUAGUAUUUAUUAAAUGUUUUUACCACCAUGUACCCUAUACCCACAGGUCUCAGAGUGGUUCACAGGAUAAAAUGAGGACCAUAGGAUUUUAAUGAGGACCUCUUUUUAAAACAUCACAAACUAUGUGGAAAUGAAGAGAAUUGAACUUAAGAUUGGAAAAAUGAGAAAGCGAAAACCCCAAUUUGACAGAUUCGCCCACUCCUAGGUGACCAUAAUGAUGUAUUUUCUAAUCCUGCAUAACUAAAUUUGUAUUUUCUUGAGGUGUGUUAACCUUCGAGAAGGUAGGGUGUGGAUAAAAGAAACUGCAGUAGCAAACUACUUCAUUAUCUAUUUUUCACUUGCAGGAGGAGGGGCUAUAACACGUGAGGAUUUGACAGACACAAUGAAGACCGAAUGGUGAUGAAGGAAGGAUGUGGGAAGAACUGAGCAUGGCUCUUUGUGGCACUCAGUUGAUGGGGAGCAAGAUUUAUUGGGAGGAAAGCACUUCCGUCUUUUAUCAGGUCUUGUGACGGCGAAAUGGAAAAAUCCACCCUGUGUUUAAGAGUGUGUGACAGAAGAUUCACCAAAGCCUUGCAGAGCUAGAAAAAAAAUGCUGAGUCUACUUCAUGGAGAAUAAAGGUUUCUGGAGAACCUCUCCACCAUUUGCCGUCUGAAGGUCCAUGUUUAGGUAGCCAACUGAAUAUUACAAGCAUGUAUAUGUUGAAGCUUCACUUUCCCAAACUUAAAACGAAACGAGAAGGAUGAUAUUUAAAAACUCUUGGAGCCCAUUAGUUUAUCAGCAUAUUGCAGCGAAAACCAUUUGCUAGAUUGGCAACUUUUCGCCUUUCCCCUACUUGCUUACCCGAACCGAAGAGAGUCAUUAUUUAAAGUUUGCAAGCUUGUUUCCAAGACUAUUCUCGAAUCCACUUUACGAACUUGUGUCUAUUUUUCUUUUUAACCUCUGAACAUUUGACUUGAAAACCUUCUCCUGUACGAUUAUGGGCUCCAAGCAAAGAACUGCACAGAUUCUCAUUCAUGGUAACAAUGCACUGUUUUCUAUUAAACCGUAUUGGUGACUGGGAGACAGGGCUCCUCCGCUGCCAUUUCAUUGCAGACACAAAGGCGGAUCUGACCCCACCAUGGCGGAGAAGUGCAAUUACAUCGCGAGCGUGUACGGCUAUGACCUGGGCUGCCGUUUCAUCAACUUCAGGCCCCUGGGCUUUGGCGUGAACGGGCUUGUCCUCUCAGCAGUCGACAGCAAGAGCUGCCGCAAAGUGGCCGUGAAGAAGAUCGCGGUGAGCGAUGCUCAGAGCAUGAAGCACGCCUUCCGGGAGAUCAAGAUAAUCCGCCGGCUGGACCACGACAACAUUGUAAAGGUCUACGAGGUGUUGGGGCCCAAAGGAGCUGAUCUCCAAGGGGAUCUGUUCAAAUUUAACAUGGUGUACGUCAUCCAGGAAUACAUGGAGACGGACCUGGCCCGUCUUCUGGAGCAAGGGCCUCUCUCUGAGGAACAUGCCAAACUUUUCAUGUACCAGUUGCUCAGAGGCCUGAAGUACAUCCAUUCAGCUAAUGUCUUGCAUAGGGACUUGAAGCCUGCCAACAUCUUCAUCAACACAGAGGAUCUGGUGCUGAAGAUCGGUGACUUUGGAUUAGCUAGGGUUGUGGACCAACAUUACUCACACAAGGUACGUCCCUCAAUUUGUUUGGCCUGAUAAAAGCUGAGUGUUCUUUAAAAUAACAGCAUGCAGAAGUUUAAACAGAUACUGUGGCAUCUUCACAAGCGGUUCCAAACAAAGUUUCCCAUAGAAUGAAAGAGCAAUAUUGAUGAGGCUGUGCAUUCAUGCUAAAUUGGCUGGCUUCCCCUUGGAGGCCAAAAGGCAUUGCCUUGGCAUAUCCUGUGAAAUCUCGCUGCGUUAAUUGGAUUACAAACAACCCAGUUAUGUUGGAGGGAGUCCAGCCACGCCACUUUCCAGAUGUCAGGUAGCAAAAAACUUCAACCUAGAAACUAAUUUGCAAGGUAUGUACAGUAGAACCUUGGUUCUCAAACUUAAUCUGUUCCGGAAGUCCAUUCGAAAACCAAGGCACGCUUUCCCAUAGAACAGGUACCCCCAAACUCGGCCCUCCAGAUGUUUUGGGACUACAGUUCCCAUCAUCCCUGACCACUGGUCCUGUUAGCUAGGGAUGAUGGGAGUUGUAGUCCCAAAACAUCUGGUGGGCCGAGUUUGGGGAUGCCUGCCAUAGAAAGUAAUGCAAAGUGGAUUAAUCCAUUCCAGUAACAUGAAUGUUACUAUCUAACGAGACCAUUGAUCCAUAAAAUGAAAGCAAUAAACAAUGAACUGCAGUAGCACAAUAAAUCAAUCAGUAGCUGAACUGGGUUCCACACAGUCACAAAAACAAAACAAAAAGAGCCGCAAAAACAAAAACGCAAAAUAAAUAGCAAAACCAGACAGACCUCAGCGUAAUACUCAAAACAGAAGUGUGGCACUCAAAAUGGAACAUGUUUGGCUUCCGAAAAAAGUUCGCAAACCGGAACACUUCCGGGUUUGCAAUGUUUGGCUUCCAAGUUGUUUGAGUACCAAGGCAGUUGAGAACCAAUGUACCACUGUAUUCCAUAUCCGUGUUAGACCAAGAAUGAGCAGCUGGUUACUUCCUUUUCCAGAUCCAGCCUUGUAACGCAUCUGGGAAAUGCAGCUGAAAAGUUCACACAGAAAUAAGUCCCACCAAAUUGUAAGAGUCCUGCUUCCUGGUAGGUCGGCAUAGGAUGGACCCUUAGAAUGCAUUCUGGCCCUAAUUUGAAAGCACAUUUAGGCUGCAAUGCAAUCCUUGCUUUGGAUAAGAUCCACCCAAACUCACUGAAAUUUUCAUCUGAGUAUGUGCAUCUGGGAUGUGCAUCCCUUUGAAUUCUUCAAGUUAGCGUGCAGAAGCUUGUCACCUUCAGAACUUUUAAGCUGCAGCUGGACUGCCCUCAAAGGCUAGAAUUCAAACAAGCUUGCAUUGUGUGGCUUUCAUUGGAAGGUAUGACCGAGAAAGCUCACAGGGGUCGGAGGACUUGGGACAGGGGAGGAAAAUGGUAGGUUGGUGCUUCUUUGGCUAUGGAGCGGCACUAGAAGAGAAGCAGUCAGAGCCAACGAAGGAGCCAACUCCUAGGCGCUGCGUGGGCUUUGGCCCCCAAAAUAAAAUAUUUGAGGGGGCUGGGCCCCCACAAGGUUGAUGGCCGUUGCCAUUCAAAUGGUGUGUGUGCACUGCGUCAUGUGAUCGAUUAUUCAGGGCGGGGCUUACCUGGCCCCCUGCAAUAUUUUAUUCAAGUUGGAGCUUCCACAAGCACAGGCAGUUAGAAGUUGAGUUGAGAACAGAGGCUGGAAAUUGGGCCACGCUCACACCAAUACGUUCAAAGCACUAUGAUACCACUUUCAAUUGUCACGAUACCCAGAGUUUCCCAGGAAAGAGGGAUUUAUUGUUAAGCCACCCUGGCCAUUGUAGCUAUAUGAGGGGAAUAAGGGGGGGUCUCCUAAAAAGCACCCUUAGCAAUCUACAGCUCCCAUAAUUCUUUGGGGGAAGCCAUGUGCUUUACAUGUGCAAUGAAUGCACUCCAUGGAUGGUUUGGGUCUGCCCUUUGUAGGAAGAAGGGGUAGGAGGGAUAGAGUCAGGGAGAGAGCGAUUGGGGAGUGGGAAACAUCGUGCAUGUGAUGCCGGGAGGAGCCAGGGGUGGAGCCAAACGUGGAGACCAUGAGGCUUCAAUGGUUGCUGGCUCCUCCUCUGCCUCCUCUGCCUGGGGCCACCGUGGCAGUGUUGGGAUGUGUCCAAUGGAACGGCGGCAUCAGGCAGGCCCCCAGCUGGCUCCAGCCCACCGGCCGGCAGCCAGACGAACUCCGGUCUCCCUUGGAACAACAUCAAAACAGCGGCACACAGCUUCAGAGGGGUGUUAUGUACUGAGUUGAAUAGGAUCCAAAAUGCAGCAGUCUGAUUGGUCCUAGAACAAUAAGAUUCAGAAUGCAGCAGUCUGAUUGGUCCUAGAACAAUGCAGCAGUAUGAUUGGUCUGCAAGAGCCACCCAAUCCAGCUCCAGAUGGAAGUGAAUUCACAACCUGAUUGGCCUACAGGAGAAUUCCGGAAUUAGCCAAUCACGUGCAGCCCAUUGUGUAAAUAAUGUAUAUAAAGCAGAUACUUUGGGGGGGACUUUCAUUCCUCCUCACCACUAUGAACUGAAUAAAGAGCAUGAAAUCCACUCUCGACUCUGAGUAUAUUUCAAGAAGCCUUCAGAAACCUGAGCACGCCUUAAGCAGCAGAGUGAAUAUCUCGCAACAGAAGUGGCGGACAGAGGCAUAUGUAAAGCGUAUUUACAAGCAUUUUAUUCAGCAUCAGGACAAAGGAAAAACAUGUCUGCUCCCCUUUGUGUCCAAGCAGCAGGAAGCACAAAGCAAAAGCAAUACACAAACGGAAGUUCCCAGCAAGCUGUGCUGGAAUGUAAACAGACAUGUGACAUACAGCAGCUCUACACAUCUGUUUAGGUGGAACAGAACAUCAAUAUCCUAACAGGCAGGAGGAAGAGGAGAAGGAGUAGAAGGAGUUGACCAUUGGAACCACACAGUGCUCAGCUCAGUUCUUCACUCAGUUCUGUGCUCAGUCUCCUCUCCCCCCUCAACAUUGGGGUGUGUGUGGAAGGCUCGCCCCAUCCCAAAAGAUAUUGAGGGCCCCCAAAACAGCUCAGGCCCCCAGGAGCUGGUGUCCCUGGGUAGAGUAUUUCACCUGCAGCAUGGAAAAUUCCACCAAGAAAAAGCCUGUUCAGAAAGAAUGUCCUAUUUCAGAAAACUUUGACCACCCCGCCCCGUAAAAGAGAGUUGCGUCCAAAGCGUGGGCUUGGCUCAUAUGCAUGAUUUCCCCAGAUAAAAGGAACAGAUGGACAGAAGGAGGAAUUCAAAGUAUGCUCAGCAAUUUCGCUGCUACAUUCCACCCCCUUCCAGCAGCCCGCCUGCCAGCUAGGGGCUUAUAUGGGAUUUUUGUCUGACAUGCCCUUCCUUUGCCAAUGAAUAAUAAGAGAGAUGCUUGUCCCCCUGUCCCUACCCCACCUUACUAAAUAUGGGACACACAUGACUACUGCUUAGCUUACUUUAGUAAGAAAACAACGUGAAACCUUGGGCUCUUAAGGGGGAACCAUUUAUUUUUGAAUCAGCGUUUGCAGCAUCAGAAAACUAGGCAGUGUUUUUCCCCCCUGGGAGCUAGUGCAGCUUACAAAAUUUUGAGAAUAUUAUUAAAGCAGUUGGAGUACUUAUCCUCUCCUGUGCAAGUAGCUCAUGGAAACAUAAGCAGGGCUUCCUAUUCCUCCUCCCAGUGCUAAUAUUUUUUUAUUCAGACAACGACACUGCAAGGUAGGCUACAGGCAGAGAAAAAGAGAGAAAAGGGAGAGAGUGGCUGGCUUAAGGACAUCCAAACAUCUUUUCAGGGUCACAACCAAAUACAUCUAAUGAAACCCCAGUACAGUUUUUGUUUUGGGCUGUGUGUGCGCUUGUGUUUUCAGAAGCAUCCAUGGAGUUGUUGUUGUUUAGUCGUUUAGUCAUGUCUGACUCUUCGUGACCCCAUGGACCAGAGCACGCCAGGCACUCCUGUCUUCCACUGCCUCCUGCAGUUUGGUCAGACUCAUGUUGGUAGCUUCGAGAACACUGUCCAACCAUCUCGUCCUCUGUCGUCCCCUUCUUCUUGUGCCCUCGAUCUUUCCCAACAUCAGGGUCUUUUCCAGGGAGUCUUCUCUUCUCAUGAGGUGGCCAGAGUAUUGGAGCCUCAGCUUCAGAAUCUGUCCUUCCAGUGAGCACUCAGGGCUGAUUUCCUUCAGAAUGGAUAGGUUUGAUCUUCUUGCAGUCCAUGGGACUCUCAAGAGUCUCCUCCAGCACCAUAAUUCAAAAGCAUCAAUUCUUUGGCGAUCAGCCUUCUUUAUGGUCCUGCUCUCACUUCCAUACAUCACUACUGGGAAAACCAUGGCUUUAACUAUACGGACCUUUGUUGGCAAGGUGAUGUCUCUGCUUUUUAAGAUGCUGUCUAGGUUUGCCAUUGCCUUUCUCCCAAGGAGCAGGCAUCUUUUAAUUUUGUGACUGCUGUCAACAUCCAUGGAGACGAGAUGCUUAACUCUGAAAACUCUGAUGUCUGCUCGUUUCCCCACUCCCUGUCAGUUUGGUGAUGCAGAAAAGUUUUCAACAGGUGUUUGAAGCUUAAAGCAGAAAGCUCCCGUCGAAUUUUCUGUUGGCAGAGCAUUCCACAGGACUGGGCAGAUGACACUAAAAGCUUGGUAUCUUCUUGACGUCCGAUGAGCUGCACCAACUUGGGAAACGAUCAGCAAUGCUCCUGCAGAUGAUCUCAGAGACUGAGCAGGGAUAUAAGGGAUCAGGCUGUUCCUAAAGUACCCUGGGCCUAAGCUGUUCAGGGCUUUGUAAAUUAAUACAAGGCCCUUGAACCUAGCUUGGUCGUAGAUGUAGUAGCCAGUGCAGGUGUUUUAACAGCGGUGUCACAUGUUGUCGGCCACGUGACCCCAACAGCAGUCUGGCUGCCGCAUUCUGCACCUGCUGGAGCUACUGAGCCAGACUCAAGGGCAGCCCCACACAGAGCGCAUUGCAGUAAUCCAGCCCUGAGGUUAGCAACGCAUCAACUACAGUGGUCAGGCUACUAAUAGGAACAAUCAUUUCCAACCAGAAAGAAGACUUUCUUUCGUUCAGCAGCAUAAUUAUAAGAGGUAGGGAGGUGGCGGUGUUAAUUUUGUUGCUCCUGUUAUUAAAGAAUUAGGAGCUGAAAUGUUUGUCGAUCUGUAAAUCACCCAGUGGAUCCAGAUUGGGUUUCUGUCCACUCUGGCCCAUCUCAGCUAUUUGACAAAUUCAGGUCUGAGCCAAAGACUUUGGGGGAAGUUGGGUUUUGACAAGGGAUUUGAAGAAUGUCAAAUGUUAUUCUUCCCUCUCACUUGUUUAAAUGAAGAUUUUGGAUAACUAUUCGGUUCUAUGCAGAGUUUUGUGUGAAUGUAUGUCUGAGCUGCUUGCAGAACUGUAGGCAUCAAUCCUAGCCUGAAACGGCCAUAAUCUUAGUUCAUUUUGACUCUGGAAAACCUUUUUUCCCCCUCCAGGUUUUUUUGUAUUGUUUGGCCAGGCCUAAGAUGAUAUUUGUACACUGUGGUGAGGAAUGAUGUCUCUCUCAAACUAAUGUCUCUCUCCAUCUGCACAGACAGAGUCAUCUGUUGCUUCUCUGUUGUGAUGCAACUGCAGAGAGGCUUGUGGUCACGGGCUAAGUGACAUUUAAAACCUUCCACUCCUUUCCCUCCCUCACAUGCUAUAGAAUCAGAUAAAGGUUACCCAUUCAGCACUGUAUUAUAGUGCCCUGCAGGUGAAUGGAGGGAGAUUUAAUUCCACCUGGGCGGCUGAGUAUAAUUUCUCUGGCACAGUGGCAUAAAUCACCUACCUCUAUUGUUACUGGCUUAAGAGAAACUGGAGAAGCCUCAGCCAGACCUUCCCCAUUCAGGAUGAGAUUAAGGCGGAGAGACAAAAAGGUUGCCACCCUCGGUCCCAUCCUACAGGGCAAGCUCAAGAGCUGGUUGCAAUAGGAACAGGGCAGAAUGAGAGGCUACAGUUUCUAACAUUUCAAAAAGUUGUACUUGGACCGGACUGAGGGUUCCUGCAGAAUGGUUUACUGAGCAUUCAUCCUGAUGUGCUUGCACAAAGCUUACGCAGAGGUUAGAUUAUAUUUGGUCUUCAUUCUGAUUUGAUGUUGGGUUGCUCAUCUUGGCUGUGAGUCCUGGAAGACCUGUUCCCUGCUUUGCAAGCCUUUUCCCACCUAGCCUGGGAGGGAGGGGCCCUGACUGACUCCAGCUACAAAAGCUGAGGCUGCUGGACAGACUCUUGGGCUGGGGUAUUGCUUAGUGGGGUUUGUUGGGGGCGUUGUUGUUGUUAAAAGGUAAAGGUAAAGGGACCCCUGACUGCUGGGUCCAGUCGUGACCGACUCUGGGGUUGCGGCGCUCAUCUCGCUUUAUUGACUGAGGGAGCCGGCGUACAGCUUCCGGGUCAUGUGGCCAGCAUGACUAAGCCGCUUCUGGCAAACCAGAGCAGCGCACGGAAAUGCCAUUUACCUUCCCACCGGAGCGGUACCUGUUUACCUACUUGCACUUUGAUGUGCUUUCGAACUGCUAAGUUGGCAGGAGCAGGGACCGAGCAACGGGAGCUCACCUCGUCGCCGGGAUUCGAACUGCGGACCUUCUGAUAGGCAAGUCCUUGGCUCCGUGGUUUAACCCACAGCGCCACCUGCGUCCCAUUGUUGUUGUUACUAAUGUUAAAUUGUUGUCUCUUUAUUUUAGAUCCAGUUACGAUUUAUGUGGCAAUUAUUCAAUUUGGUUGUGUGGUUUUUUGAUGAACAUAAGAAGAGCCCGCUGGAUGAGGCCAAUGGCCCAUCUAAUCUAGCAUCAUGUUCUCACAGUGGCUGACUUGAUGCCUGUGGGAAACCUACAAGCAGGAUUUGAGCACAAGAGCAACUCUGCCCUCCUGUGGUUUCCAGCAGCUGGAAUAAUAAUAAUAAUAAUAAUAAUAAUAAUUUAUUAUUUAUACUCCGCCCAUCUGGCUGGGUUUCCCCAGCCACUCAGGGCGGCUUCCAACAGAAUAUUAAAAUACAAUAAUCUAUUAAACAUUAAAUGCUUCCCUAAACAGGGCUGCCUUCAGAUGUCUUCUAAAAGUCUGGUAGUUGUUGUUCUCUUUGACAUCUGGUGGGAGGGUGUUCCACAGGGCGGGUGCCACCACCGAGAAGGCCCUCUGCCUCGUUCCCUGUAACCUCACUUCUCGCAAUGAGGGAACCACCAGAAGGCCCUUGGCACUGGACCUCAGUGUCCAGGCAGAACGAUGGGGGUGGAGACGCCCCUUCAGGUAUACUGGACUGAGGCUGUUUAGGGCUUUAAAGGUCAGCACCAACACUUUGUGGCAUUCAGAUAGCCACUGAUAGCUUUCUCUAGGAAUUUGUCUAAUCCACUUUUAAAACCAACAUUCAGCGUCAUUGAAUGUCUUCUAACAUUCAGUUUCACGGAACUUCCAUAAGUUCUAGUGUUAUAGGAGAGAAUGCUAAACUUUUCUCUGUCCACUUUCUUGAUGCCGUACGUAAUUUUAUAAAUUUCUGUCAUGUCUCCUGUUACUCAUCUUUUCUCUAAACUAAAAAGUCCCAAAUGCUACAACCUCUCUUCAAAAGUGACUCACUCUACCCCUUGAUCAUUUUGGCUGCCCUUUUCUGUACAAUUCUUUUCUUCUGGCUCAAAAAGCACAGCGGUUUGGUUUUUCUUUUUUGCAAAGGAAAAAAAAAGCAUUGCUGAGGGCACCCUUCCAUUUACACACACACAAAAAUAUGUUUUACGGUUAGCCAUCAUAACUUUGAUUUAAGGUAACCGAAGCUCAUUCCGUAUUUGGGCAAAAAUGCAGUGAUGGUGUAAGGCAAGGCUGUGUUUCUGCUUUGGGCAGGCUUGAUUUAGCCUGGCAGUAUCUUGGCAGGUAAACUGUCCCACUGGGUAGUGAUCCUGCACCCUGUUCUUUGCUGCAAAGGGACAAUUUUAUCCUCCAGUCUGUCAAAGCACUGCUGCAUUCCAGUGGAUUUUUUCCCCUCAAGGAUCUGUAGAAAGAAAUAGUACAGUGGUACCUCGGGUUACAUACGCUUCAGGUUACAGACGCUUCAGGUUACAGACUCCGCUAACCCAGAAAUAUUACCUCGGGUUAAGAACUUUGCUUCAGGAUGAGAACAGAAAUUGUGCUCCGGCGGGGCAGCGGCAGCAGGAGGCCCCAUUAGCUAAAGUGGUACCUCAGGUUAAGAACAGUUUCAGGUUCAGAACGGACCUCUAGAACGAAUUAAGUUCUUAACCAGAGGUACCACUGUACAGUCAUACCUCUGGUUGCAAACACUGUGGGUUGCGCGUUUUCGGGUUGCGAACCGCACUGAACCUGGAAGUACCAGAAUGGGUUACUUCUGGGUUUCGGCACUCGCGCAUGCGCAGAAACACAAAAUGAUGUCAUGUGCAUGCGCAGAAGCGCCAAAUCGCGUUACGCACAUGUUGCAGGUUGCGAAUGUGCCUCCCGCACGGAUCACGCUCGCAACCCGAGGUAUCACUGUACUCAAGAAGGAUUCCCCUUCCCCUGGGUUGUCUGUUGUAUAUGACGCUGGCAUAUUUUAAGCCCCUCUCACACUUUCAUGCCAUGUGCAAAUAAUGUUGAAGGGAACUCAGAAGAGAAAGCUCAAAUGGAACUGUUAUUAAUGCUGUCUGCAGUAGGAGCCGUUUUGAAACAAAGUGGACUUUGCUCUAAGAAUAGGGCCCUAGGUCUUCCUUUACAGAUGACAGCCCUCCAUUUGAAAUCAAUCCUCUUUGUGAAGGAGUCCUCUAGAAGAAGGGUAUUGUUGUUCAUUUGUGGUUUAAAGAUACCUAAGGAAGGUGAGCAGGAGAGGCCUUGAAGUUGCCCGUUUGGAGUGAGCAGUACCUGAGCAUCAAACCCAUCAGGCACACAGAUCACCAGGUCAUUUGCCCCCCACUGUUGUGUUUCUGCUGAAAUAAUAGUCUUUCUAAAGUUUCAUCUAUGCCUAUAACCUAAUAUGUACAAAUCUGUGCCUUUUUCAUUCUCUCUCUUUUUGUGUCCUCUCAGAGAGCAGUGUUGAUGGCUUGUCAAGAAAUGACACAAUUUUCUUGUGGGCUUUUCUCUCUCCUGAAAAAGAGAAAUAUAUUUGCUUUUGGAAUAAUUUUCUACUACUACAGUUUUGUGUUUUGGCUUCAGUAUAUGCUACUAAAAACAACCAUAACAAACCAAAACAGAUUUUUAAUUUUUUAUAUUUUUAUCGCAAUCUCACCUUUCUUCCAAGGAGCUCAAUGUGGUGUACGUGGUUCUCGUCCCCAUUUUAUCCUCACAAUAACCCUGUGAGGUAAGUUAGGCUGAGAGACAGUAACUGGCCCAGGGUCACCCAGUGGGUUUCAUAGAUGAGCAGGGAAUUUUAACCUUGGCCGUAAGCCAACCAUCUAAUCACUAUUCCAUACUGACUCUCAAUACUGACUUUGAGCUCCAUGAGUGAAAAUUGCCUCAUAUAUUUUCUGAUAGACUAUUCUUACUAUUUUCAUUUAUUUGUCACUUUCCACAACAAAAUGUCUCAAAGAGACUUGCUGAUCUCUAACUUGCUCACAAAUCUUAAAAGGCAAAUGCAUCAAGGAAACAAGUUUGUGUAAUCUGGAAAUGAUAGCAACAGAGAAAGCUCCCCUGGAUGCGUGAUUUACGAUGCUCUGAUUUGACAGAGUGUUUCAGGGUGAAGACGGAUAUAGAUUUUUAAGAGCAGGACCCUGUCUAUUUGUAAUCUACCAUAUAAACUAGAUUCACAACUUCCUGAACAUACAGUAAUUCAUAAAACAAGGAACCAGCAGAUGAAAGAAGAGGAAUCAGAUGUAGCCACUGGAACAGAAGGGGUAGAGAUCUGCAAAGUUGCAUGUGCCAUAAUUUAUUAAGAUCUGGAUUUCAAGUCUCCAGCUUUCUUGAUGUAGUGUGAAAUAUGGUCUUGUUUUUUCUCUGAAAGAGCUGAAUCAGUUUUCCCUGAGAAAGAGCUACAGUACAUGAAACGCAUCAUCAGGCAAUAAAUGAUCUUCUAUGCACCUUUUGGACGUCUCUUCUGCUUUCAUUCUUAACAUAAUUCAUACCUGCAAGUCAAGUACUAGAUCAGCCUUGCAGCUUCCACUGUGCAUCUGGCAGACUGCUUUUGUUAGAAAGACAGACAGACAGACAAACAGACAGGGAAAGGUAGGUAGGUAGGAGGCACAUGAAAUCCAAGGGCUCUACCAGACUACCUUUCAUUGAGAAUUCCUUCAGAUUGGUUCACAGAGAGAUCAAAGCAAGUGUUAUCUCAUAUGUCACAAUAGAUUUUCUUCUCACUUUCCUUACUGCUAAAAGUCAAAUCUUUGGAGGAAGAGGGUUUCUUGCCCAAGACCUCUCAAUCAACCAUCAUUCUACAACCUGAAUUUGCAGGUGUGUGCUCAUAGGUUCAAAGAGCAACACAGGACAGUUUGAAAGCCUUCCCCUGAACAGCCCUUUGCUCCUCUUUAAGUCUCUGUUAAAGAAAAACUUCUUUAAGCAUCCAAUUUGCUUGCAAAGGGCUUCCAGAUAGCUCCAUGCUGCACUGUGAAGACUCAAAGUGGCCUUGCCACCAACGGAGCAGGUAGGCCAGGAUCCAGAUGCAUUGGCAAAUCCUCACAGUUGCAUUGGUGCAACUUGGUUCCCCUGGCAUAGUGUGACUGACCUGUGACCCUCCAGAUAUUGCUGGAUUACAACCCCCAGACCAUUGACCAUGGUGAAUGGAGCUGAUGGGAACAAAAUCCAGAUGGCCACAGGUUAGACGCCCCUGCUUUUGCUUCCUAGCUGGUAUAUGUCAAGUAAAGAAUGCUUCCUAAAAUUAAUACUGCUACAGACAAGCACAUUAAAGUGUGAAGUGCAGUUAUAACAAGCAGGAAAACUUAAAAACACACAGCUGCUAAUUCAGUGUACACUUAGAUAUCUUUGCACCUAAUGCUAUUAAAGUGCAAUUCUAAAAAGAUAUAAAUAUCAUUCAGUAUCGAAUAUUACAAAUAUUAUUGCACCUGGUGCUACUAAAAUAAAAUACAGACCGCCGCAUGGUUCUGUGUGCCUCACUGGGCGAUUUACAGCUCCUUACGACCAAUCAAACCCUGGCAUCUGUUUUCUAAUUAAGGCUCAUCUUCCCUUUUGCACAGAGUGCUGAGAGCUUCCUGGAAUCGAAUGCAAACAUGAGGCAUUUGCUAUAGCGAUGUGGUACUCGGCAGUGCUAAUUAAUUUCAGCGGGAGCUCGGUCUGCUUUGGUGUCUUUGUACAAUCUCAGACUUCUGAGACUGUUGUUCUUACAGUGAAGCCUAAUUAACAAUCCCCUUUCUGAAACCAAUGCUGCUGUGAUGCUCUCAGAUUUUUUUGGUGCCUGAAUGCAGCUAAUAUUGCGUUUGUGUUUGACUUCCAAUCUACUCAAUUACAAUUUCUUUCCACUUCUAUUACUUUCUUUCACACACCUUUAACCUAAUUUCAUACUUCUUUUUCUGUUACACAUUGUUAUCCAUCUUAUUUAGUAUUUCAGUAUUUGAAACGGAACUUGUUCAUUCUAAUAGGAGUUCUGAUUUUUCGAUAUGGUUUUGCAAGUAUCUUUUAAACACCUUCCAGUCCCUGUCUAUCUUCUCUUUUGAGAUCCUUCCAAUUUCUCCCAUUGUUUUGGAUAUGUUGUAGUACUCCAAUAAUUUGGCAAACCACUCUAUUUUUGUCGGUACAAUACCGCUUUUCCAAUUUUUCGCAAUCAAUAGCCUUGCGGCUACUGUUGUGUAUAAAUAUAAGGUCUUGUCUUCUUCCUUUAGGCUUCCUGGUACUAUUCCCAAUAGAAAACCCUCUCGUGUUUUCCUAAACGAAUAUCUGAACAUUUUUUUCAUUUCGUUAUAAAUUAUUUCCCAAAAUUGUUUGAUGUUUAAACAAUUCCACCAAAUAUGUAUCAUAGUCCCUUUUCCAGUGUUGCACUUCCUUGAGGAGGCCUUGCAGAGAAGGCAGGCCUUGGCAGAGGUCUUGCAGAGGCAGCACCAGAGAAAGCGGGACAUCACAGACUGACAUAAGAAGCCAGGGCAGCUUCUGUGUGAUGGCCUGGAAUUCGGACUCGAAUGCUGAACCUGAGGGAUCCCAGCCUGCACAGGAUUCUCUGCCUCCAGAACCAGCUGAGCCGGGGCUGGGGCAUGAGCCUGAAGGGUCCUCACCUGUGCUGGCUCAGGUGCAGGCAUCAGCUAAGUCUGCUCUGGCUCCUGAGGGGAUGGAGGACCCAUUGCCUGCAGGUGCUCCACUCUCAGCCCAGUCAGAGGAAGCUGAGGUUGCCUCUGGGUCCGGUAACCCUCCUGAGCUGCAGAGACUCAGGGCAGAGAGGUGGAGGGAACUAAGUUCCCGCAGGAGGAGUGUUCGCCUCCAGGCCAGGAGAGGCGAGUCACCAGAGGAUCGGGGCCGCCCUAUGCCCCGGGGCAGAUAAAAGCCGGCCAGCCCCAGUCCCAAGUUGCGGGAGCAACAUUGUUGGUUGCGAGUUCCUGCCUGAACCCUGUCCUGCUUUCCUGCCUGAGCUGACCAGUGCUGGCUCCCUGCUUGCAAGCCUGUUACUGACUUCACCCGGCUCCCUGCCCUGCACCCAGCUUCAGCUACUAUGGACUGCCUCCUCGUUGCACCUUUGACCAUGGACCAGACUUGGACCUUGCCUUUUGGGUAACCCACGGGACCAGCACAUUCUGUCAAUCUGUGACGUCCCAGAGAAAUCAGGACUAUUGUCACAGGUGUUAUAUGUUAGGUUUGCCAUACAUCCGGAAUUUCCCAGACAUUGCCAGGAUCCGGCCAUUGGAAGGGUGUCCGUGUAGGGGAAAAGCUCAACAACUUUGGGUGACGACUUCUUUGGUGUCCGGAUUUUCACUUUUUGAAAUAUGGCAACCCUGUUAUAUGCUCAAGCCAUCUUGCUGCAAUGUGCAAUUUGGCAGCCGAAUUCUGCACCAGCUGAAGUUUCCAAACCGUCUUCAAAGACAACCCCAAUUAUGACGUGUUGGAUUUCUGUUUCACGCAUGGUGGGGAAUAAUCGAACAUCUGUAGUUUCUGCUUGUGUUUUUGUUGGAAUCCUCCGGCAUCUCUCGUCAGGGUCUGCGGCUCCUCUGCUUCAGAUGUGGAGGCCACAGAAGUAAUGACUGGGUCUCAGAGUAGGCUGCUUGAUGUGUGACUCAGUGCUCUGGGUGCAAGAGUACAGCGCACACUCCGGUCCUAAAUCAGAAAGUAAAUCUGCACAGCUGUCAGCCUUAGGCUAGCCUUCCCUCAACCACGGGACCUUCAAGUGUUUGGGACUAGCGUACCCAUCAGCUAGCAUGGCAGUGGCUGGUGAGAAGGCACCAAGUUGGCAAAGGCUGCCUCAGACCCUGGUGGCCAUUGGGACAGGUAGAGCUUAAAGCAGAGUAUCCUACUGGAGAUAGGCAGCUAAUGACAGGCAGAGCCGAUGAAUUCUAGUUUGUCCCCAUCCUCUUCCCUGCUGAGUUCUGCAAGGGCAACACUAAGACUACAGAGGAGGAAGCUGUAUUAGCUGUAAGUAAGAAAGCAGAUCAGUGCGGCAGAUUGGACUUGGUGGGGUAAAGCCCCAUUUGCCCUAUGAUACAAUAAUCUUUAUUGUCAUUGUCCCAUACAGAACAACGAAAUUGAAAAAAUCUACAUCAGACAUUCAAAAACCAACAAGCCUGCUAUCCUAGCUAUCCCAGCCUGGUUAACCCCCUAAAAACUCUGAUACCCCAUAAUUAAAUACGAUAUACUCCCACAGAGACUUCCUUACACUGCGUUUAAAGCCAAAAUCGGCUAAAUUUCUCAGUCCUAGUCCUAGUCUUUAUAACCCUGUACAGUGGUACCUCAGAUUAAGUACUUAAUUUGUUCCGGAGGUCCGUACUUAACCUGAAACUGUUCUUAACCUGAAGCACCACUUUAACUAAUGGGGCCUCCCACUGUCACCGUGCCUCCAGAGCACGAUUUCUGUUCUCAUCCUGAAGCAAAGUUCUUAACCUGAAGCACUAUUUCUGGAUUAUCGGAGUAUGUAACCUGAAGCGUAUGUAACCUGAGGUACCACUGUACCUUCUUCCAGAAGGCAGAAGCUGAAGGAGAUCACAUCCGGGGUGCGUACUAUCUUGCACUAUCUCUGCAGCUUUCUUAUGACACCUGGAAGCAUAGAUUUGAUCCAAGGUGGGAAGAAUGCACCCGAUUAUUCUCUCCGCAGUCUUUACAACCCUGGAGAGCAUUGCUUUUUCCCUGACCGUGCAGCUCCCAAACCACACACACAGACUAUAAGUUAAUAGACAAGCAUCCACUGGCCUCAGACCAUUUCAAAUGAGGAGGUCGAAUUCUGGCCUUCCCUUUCUAACCCAAGGCAUUUCUCCCUCCUCUGGGUUCUGUCCUAGCAUAGGCUUGGGAGAUUUGAGGUAGAGCUGCCUCCCGAUUCAGAAACACUUCCUAGUUUUGAGUUGGGUUAAGAAUCACAGAAUCGUAGAAUUGGAAGGUUCACCUAGCCCAAUCCCCUGCGAUGUAGGAAUCUUUUGCCCAGUGUGGGACUUGAACCCACGAUCCCAAGAUUAAGCGUCUUAUGAUCUACCGACUGAGCUAUCCUUCUUAAGGAAGCCGUCAGAAAAGCAAAAAGGUUUUUCUUUAAAAAAUAAAUGCAACCAAUCGUAAUAAUAAUCCCAAUUUUGCUGCACGGGCACAGAAAGCAGUGGCGUUGAAGGAUAUCAUUAUCUCAUCAGGGAGCGAAGAUGAUGAUAGGAAAUGUCUACACACUCCUGCUGGUAAACUGCUGCUAUUUCCAGGGCACUCGUCCAUUGGAUUAAUAGCCAGCAGCACCGCCAAGGAGAUGUCCGACCAGAAUCGUCAGGAACGGCUGCCAUUCUGUUGUGAGGGCACCUUUAGCAGAAUGCCCCAGGAUGCUGUCUGGUCCGCCCAUCUGCGCCGUCUGCUGGUAAAGGUUCUGAAUGGACGGCCCUUUGCACAGUGCACAUUGUGGGAUUUAUAAUGGAGUGGAGGCCUCCAACUUAGUUGGCUUUAGAAGGGGGGUUAAGAAAUCCACUCCAUUUCAUCGUGGGGAGGAGUUGCGGUGGACCGCGUGGCCACCCACUUUUCCCCAGGGGCGGGGGACGAAGUCCCGCGUUGCCCUGGGGAUCUCGGCCGCGUCAGCACUCAGCCAGCCAAUUAGCUGGUUGGUGGGGGCAUGGCCGGGACCAUUUAAACAGAGGCACGAGAUGAAGGGCUUCCUCCUGGCUCGCUUCUUCAAUCUCCUGCCCUCCCUCCCCUUGUUUGCAGGUUUUCACCGGCCUUGCUAUGGACCUCGGUUGGUUGCCGUUAAGGGGCCUGGUAGGAAUUUUUCCACUUGGCAAAAUUGGCGCGGGCCAUUUGGUUUUUGCCUACCUCAUAACAAUCGUCACAACUUGGUAAGGUUUUGCGGUUAGGCAUUGUUUGACCUUUUGAUGGGGGAGGGGAGGUGUGGCCAUCACCUGCCCCUCCAAGCUUAAGGGUAUUCUGCUAAAGGAAUCCGGGCGUGUGGAUCUUGUCCGAAGCCCAGGGUGGGGCUAGGGCCAUGACACGACCCCGUCGGGAACACCUGGGGGAGCUUGAGUUGGUCUGCAUCGAUGGGGCUCCCCCUUCUGGUGGUAUCCCUUACCGGACUCCCUGCACAAUGGGCAGGAGUCAGAUAUAGUCGGGUCCAUUCAAUGCCUAAGCCAAUUACCGCUCACAUUCUAUAAUCAAUAAAGUUGUGGCCUAAAUUUGCCCAAUAACAUUAACCUAAUAUCUGUGUCCUGGUGUAUUUUAUGCUUCUACGAGGGGGUGGUUGCGGGGUCUAGACAUGCAAAUUCAUGUAGGAAGAAGCCAACAGUGACUACUAGCCAUGAUGGAAGUGCACAGCCUCCAUUGACAGGGACACUGUGCCUCCAAAUACCAGUUUCUGGGGAUUCGCGAGUGGGAAGAGUGCUGCUGCUCUCAAGUCCUGCUUGCAGUCUUCCCAUGAACAUCUGGUUGGCCACUGUGAGAACAGGAUGCUGGACUAGACCAGAGACUUCCAAGUGUCCCUAUUUCUUAGGGGCGGUCCCAAAUCUACAGAAGCCAUCCCAGUUGAAUGUCCUGCUUUUCCUUAGGACGUCCCUGUUUUCGUUGGAGAGGUGUUGGAGUUAUCUGACCCCUGAGCCAUCUGAAAGCAGCCCUGUACAGCCAUACCUCUUGUUACAUCCGCUUCAUGUUACGUUCUUUCAGGUUACGUUCUCUGGCGACCAGGAAGUACCAGAAAGGGUUACUUCUGGGUUUUGCCGCUUGUGCAUGCGCAGAAGCACAAAAUGACAUCACGUGCAUGCUCAGAAGCAGCGAAUCGCAACCCACACAUGCGCAGACGCGCUGCUGCGGGUUGUGCUCUUUUCAUGUUGCGAACGGGCCUCCGGAAUGGAUCCCAUUCUCAACCAGAGGUACCACUGUACAGGGAAGUUUCUUUUAAUGAUUUAUUAUGUUUUUAGAUAUGUUGGAAGCUGCCCAGAGUGGCUGGGGCAACCCAGGCAGAUGGGCCGUGUAUACAAAUAGUAACAUUAUUGUUGUUGUUAUGAUGGAAUAGGACACCUCUGUUUUCAUCGGAGAAAUGUUGGAGGGUGUGCUAGACAGACCUUUGGCCUGAUCCAUCUUCUUACGCUCUGGUGUCUUCCAUUGCACAUUUAUUGGGAAAGGUUGUGGUUCCCAUUAAAUUGGGGAUGAGCAGAAGAAGAAGAAGAGUUUGGAUUUGAUAUCCCGCCUUUCACUCCCCUUCAGGAGUCUCAAAGCGGCUAACAAUCUCCUUUCCCUUCCUCCCCCACAACAAACACUCUGUGAGGUGAGUGGGGCUGAGAGACUUCAGAGAAGUGUGACUGGCCAAGGUCACCCAGCAGCUGCAUGUGGAGGAGCGGAGACGCGAACCCGGUUCCCCAGAUUACAUGACUACCGCUCUUAACCACUACACCACACUGGCUCUUGGUUUUAGGCCCCUGGUUGGUCACAGGCAGGGGUGAUUUUGUGGGAAUGUUCAGGGUGGCAGGAGAGGAUAUAUUGUUUAAUAAUAUUCUUCCUAUCUUGCAUUAGCAAGUUUCUUUACUUAGCAGAGUUUACAUGCACAGCAGAAAUCUGGUUGCAGGCUCAUUAGAACCUCUUACUAUUAUGCAAUUCAAUCUCCCUCAGAUUGAAUUGUAUGUUCCUGGUAAGACCCCCUUUUUAAAUCCCUCCUAAAAGAAUAAAGACACCACAGUCUUAUUCAUAAGCAAUAAAAGGAAAGUUUACUCAUGAUCAGGCAGAGCACAGUGUGAUCCCUGAAGGCAGGCUUAAGGCUUAAAGUUACAAGCAUAUACAAACAGGUUUACCCCAUAUGUGUGUUGACCUAGUAUCUGCAGUUAGCAGUCCGGGAAGUUCGCAGGACGAAAGGAAUAUGGAAAAGAGAAAGCAGUGCCAGCAUGCCUUGUCCGUUUACAAGAUCUGGAAAGGUGACACCCACCCACUAGUCACAUUCAAGGAAGGCCUCUCCAGGCCAGGAGGAACAAGAAGUUUGACUGGCUGGACCAAACAUUCCCUUGCACGUCCACUCUAGCAAAACAAGGAAUGUUGUACUUGACUGCUCUCAGUGGAUUGCAUCCCACAGAUUGGUUGGUGGGGCAUGUUCCAGUAGGUGUGGCCAGAGCUAGCCACUUCCACAAAAGCACACAUUAACACACACAGUGUGGAGCGACUGACUUUUCUCCCCUUUGUGGCCAAGCCAUUAUGAGGUGAGUUUUCUUGAGGGUGGUUGUCAGGCUUCGGGUAAUCAGAUCCCUCCCACAGUGGCAGCCAAGAAGCAGAGAAACGAUAAAAGUUCUUACCAAGCAAUGUAUUCAAUAAUUCACAGAGAGCGACGAAGGAAUGCAGUCUUCCGUAAAUAAUGGCGUUGCUCCAAGUAAAGUCCCUACCCCCCUACGACUCCCCUAUUUGAUGUCACUCCUCUGUCGGUUAAUCUGAGCUUUCUGCCUCUGAGCUCUCUGUUCUACUACUCUCAAUGCACGCCUGGUCCUGGGAGAGGAAUGCUUUCCAAGGACACUGAGUCUGUCAGCUAUCUCCCCCUGGUGCUGCUUCUUCCUGCUGUUCCUUUCCCAAUAUUUCCCAGCUUCUGCCCUCUGCAGCCUCUGAACUAUGCCCUUCUGCAAGCCACUGUUCUAAAUCUAUACUGUCCUCCUGUUCUAGGGAAGGUUCGGGAGAGGGGUGGUCCCCACCCUUCCUCCUCAGUCCAGCCCCUGACAGCAGUCCUGUCUGGUUGGUAGACCUGCAGUGAAUGGGCCUGCUAAAUGGGGGGGGGAUGUCGUUCCCAGAGUGGCUGGUUUUUAGCACCUCCCCAGACAGUAGAGAAUUAUGUGUUGUUGUGCAUAGUUUGCAGCUCACAGCCUGCUGUGUGGAGGAGGCCCCCAAGCCCACCCUGAGAAGAAAUGAUGCACCCUGGGAACAAGUAUUCGUGACUAUAGCCGUGCAGAAUGGUACCACAACACCCACCAGAGAGUCACCAACAACUACCCUUCAGCCUUCCGUCACCCACUGAGUGUAUGGGAGAUGGCCGUGAGUAAUGGGUGCAGGUAGGCAGAAAUAAUGAAAUCAUAGGACUGUUGGAAGGGACCCAAAGGGUUCCUCGGUGUAUCUCUAUGCACACAAGAGAAGGAAUGAGAGCGAGUGGUUGUUACUGUACACUUGAUGCCGUGGGCGGGCUGAUUGGACCAUGUGGUGCCAUUUUACAGCAGCUCCGAGUACAACUCUUGCCAUAUGGAACGGGAGUUCCCAGCUCACAAGUCCUGCUUCUUUCCCUCCUACGGCCAGAUGUCCUAAGCUAGCAGGAGGGCGCUCCAUCUUUUGCCUCGUCUAAUUUGAGGGAAGACGCGUCAUCGGUAGCAGGCACCGUUCCCAGCGUUGGCUCAGCGAUGGCUCAGAUCCUCUUGUCUGUUUUCUGUUGAAAAGCGCAGAGUGAAAACAAGGGUGUUUAAUUGAGACCCACAAGUAAUGCUGUCAUAGAUCUAUGGUGCUAAAUGCUUAGGUUAGUAAACAUUAGGAUUUAAUCAGAACUUGUAUGUUAUGAGGCGGUCUCAAAUGUAUAUUAACGUUAACGGGGUUUGAGGUGUUUAAGUAGCGGUUUAUGUGUAAAGGUUGCGUAUCAGACCUUGAGAAUGUAAUCAAGAUCCAUGUGUAUUGGAAUAUGUGUGUGGACCUACUUCUGAGCAUCACCUAUUAUUAAUUAACUAAUUAAUUAAUUAAUAUCUGGUCUGCAGAUCUGAUUAGGCUCACCAGGUCUCCCUAUUUGGUCUGCAAAGUUGUUUUGACCAAGCCAUGCCCACCAACUGUACGCCUGGUGCUAAAUAUGACGUCAGAUGCGAUGAUGACCAGCUGAUUGCUGGGACUUGUAAAGCACUGUGUACGUGCAGUUGUCAUUUGAUUUCAAACUAUGCAGGCAAAAACAGGUCACCUGACAUCAGAUGACUGACAGGUGGGUAGCCCUGCCUACUUGUCCAACCUGGCCUGGGGGAGGUGGGAGGUCCGCUUCUCUAUCCCUGGCUUAGUGUUAUGAAUGAAUCUUGUGCGGUGUUUUAACUAUGGUUUGUUUACUGCCACCAAGCCCACAAUCUGAAUCCAUGGUCUGCCGUUAGCUUGCAAAGCUUGGUUUGCUUUACCUACGGGACCGCCUCUCCUGGUAUGCCCCGCGGAGGACCUUAAGGUCCACAAAUGACAACAUUUUGGAGGUCCCAAGUUGCAAGGUGGUUAGAUUGGUCUCAACUAGGGCCAGGGCCUUUUCAGUACUGGCCCCAACUUGGUGGAACGCUCUGUCACAAGAGACUAGGGCCCUGCCGGACUUGACAUCUUUCCGCAGGGCCUGCAAGACAGAGCUGUCCACCUGGCCUUUGGUUUGGACUCAGUCUGACCCUUAUGUUUCCCUCCCCUUAUGGUUUUGAUCUAUGGGGUAUUAUUAAAAUGAGGCUGCAUUUUAAAUUGUUUCCCUCCCUUAUUAUGUUUUUAUUGUAAUUUUACUGGUGUUAGCCACCCUGAACCCAGCUCCAGCCGGGGAGGGCAGGGUAUAAAUAAUAAUAAUAAUAAUUAUUAUUAUUAUUAUUAUUAUUAUUAACUGUACUUUGUGCAACCAACACACUCCCCCGCCUCAACCUGCUGGAUUUUGAAACAACUUUGAAAUGGCAAUUGCUUGACCUGAUAUCAUAUAAUCUACCUGCAAACAAAUCAGAAUGAAUGCUCAAAAGUCUCUUGGAAGCAACAGGUGUUGGGUUGGGUGUUGAGGAAACAUUCAUGGGUGAUAGAGUUAGCUGCCAUGUUUUAGGUUCCCUCUCCUUAGUGUAGAGAUCAAACUAUACAUCUGUGCAUUGGUGGUUUUUUAAAAAAAAGUUUUUAAUUUGAUAUUAAAAAAUUUAAACAUGCAACAAACAACAAUUCGCAAUCUAAAGAAUGAGAUUACUCUGAAUCUCCUGACCUCCCCUCAUCCCUUCCAUGGCUCCUAAUGAAAGUAUUUACAACUGCAUAUCAAUAUUUAUCCAAGUAUUUUUCCUUCUGAAUUAUCCAUAGUAUCCGUUACUUUACAAGUGUGGUUAAAAUCCUGCCAAUGUUUUAAUCUGCUUGCAGUGGUCUCUUAUGUAAAUUAUAAACUUUCCCCAUUCUUUUUAAAAGUGCUUGUCUUCUUGAUUUCUGAGCUUCCCAGUUAGUUUUGCCAUUUCGGCAUAGUCCGCCAUCUUGAUCUGCCAUUCUUCUCUGGUCGGGGUUGGCUCUUCCUUCCAUCUCUGGGCCAGUAGUAUCUGUGCGGCCAUCUGUGCAUUGUUUUAACUCUUCUGUCACAAUUAUAUUCUUAGUCUGAUGUUCUUAGUCUUAACGCUUUAUCUGCAAAACCUUGGAACUGAAAAGCUUUGGCUCAGGCUGAGGGUGCUGCUGCCAUUUCCCCCCUUUUUUCAAACAGAAGAAGCAAUAUUAAACAGGCUUAAUAACAGGCAUUUCCCACCCUGCCUAUUGUUUAUAUGUAUAAGCUACAGGGAACAGCCACCUAAUUAAGAUAAUUGUACUUUGGCAAGGAGAUUCUUGAUUUAUGCUGGAUACUCACUCCCCAUGCUCAUUACUGAAAACCAUGUGGGUGCUUUCCUAGUUGAACAAAGCGAGCAGGGAGAGCAAGCCAGCUACCCCUCCCCAGGCAUUGGGAUGAAUCUACAGAAAAUGCAUCCGCAGUAUGAAAAUUUGAUGGUAUGAAACUUCAAUCCAUCCUUGGGCUCCUCUGAACAACCUAUCCGUUGAGCAUUCAUCCUGAUUUGCUUGCACAAAGCUUAUGCAGUAGUUAGACCACAGGCCCCUCUAUAAACAUCCUCUCCCCCCCCCUUUUUGGUAUACAUUUUUAUUUACCGUAUUUUAAUACAGACAGAACAAAGAAACAUAUUUACAAAGCUGCACUGUGGAUCAAUGUCAAAUAUAAAGUUUUUAACUUAAAAAGCAGGGAGAAUGAAAAAAAGGCAAUAGCGCAAGAUACAGAUUAGGAAACACAGGUAUCUCCAAUAUCAAAGGAUUACAAUUCUGAGCUAAUUUAUUUAAUCUGUUAGGUGGAACGGGAAAGAGACAUCAAGAGGCCUGCGGUGUAUGACAUCUAUUGAAUCAACCAGGUGGAGGAGAAUGUCCAUGUGUCAUUGGCAAGCGUAACAAAACUGUGCCACACUGAAGGAAAUCUGUUUUUCUUGCUUUGACCUUUAACAAUUCACAAUUUAUAUGCUAAUUUUUUUCUAAGAAGGCUAUCUCCCAAACUUUCAAGUACCAUGCUUGGAGGACAGCACCAGGAAGGUCUUUUCCCAGCAGACGUCCUUUUUAUUGUGCAUUGAUGUUGGUUUGUGCUUAUAAUGGUAUUUGGUAUUUAGUCCCAGUUUUGUUGUGGCUCCAUACGGCAAUGGUGCAAAUAAUAUGCUCUCCCAAGUCCACAUUCCCAGCAUGUUCACAAUCCUGGCUUUGUCAUGUCCACAAAAUGGAAGAUGGCAGGAUUCCUAAGGAUGUGCUCUAUGGGGAGCUGGCUUCAGGCACCAGGCCCAUUGGCAAACCAACUCUGUGUUACAAAGAUGUCUGCAAAUGCGUCACAAAGGCUGGCAACAUCAACCUUUCUCUUUCCCCACAAUACAACAGUAGCGAUGGGUGAAUCUCUCUAUUUCAGUUUCUCAUUUGUCCCAUCUAAAGUUCAGUUCUCCAAAUUUCCACAUUGCAGUGAUACCUUGGUUGUUGAAUGUAAUCUGUUCCGGAAGACCAUUUGGCUUCCAAAACGUUUGACAACUGAGGAGCAAAGGGUGGUCUCCGAAGUCAACAGAGAAAAUUGAAAAACACGCACCAUUCAACUUCUGAGGCACGUUCAAAAACAGAAGCAAUUACUUCCAGGUUUUCAGCAUUCAAAAACCAAAACUUUUGGCUUCCAAGAUGCUUGAAAACCGAGGUACCACUGUAGUUUGUGGUGGUUGUUUUUUAAAAAAGCCCUCAAGAAAAUACAUCAGCAUUUUAGUGUGACUUUCUCCUACUACACAAAUGUUGUUUGUGUGCAGUUUUCCCUAAUACAUACAUUUUUUGCAAAGCAGUUCCUCCCUAAUAUAGUGCGUUAUUGUUUCCAUUAAUAUAUGCACUUCAAUGUAUAUAUGCGUAUGCAUUUUUGUAUACAUUACUUGACUGGGGAACGGUGCAGCAAAAUUCUGAGAAGUGCAAAUGGCAAAAUGGCUGUUUUGGGAAAAUGUGAAUUAGGCAGGUUCGCCUUUAAAUGCAAACUGAAUCCCAUUUCCCCCCAUCCUUGCUUGACAACAAAACUAGGGCUUCGGUUUGUUCUCGUUUGCAAAGCCCAGACUGCAAGGAUCAGACUUCUUGUGCCAUAGCAAUGUCUGGAAUCUGGCAGAGUGAUCAGAGACCAAAUUACCUAGAGGAAGGUUACAUAAAUGUGCCGCAGCUGAAUAUUUUCAUUUUACUGCAUCACCUCAGUUCCUAGGAUGGGACUACCCUGCGGGGCUGGAUGCGGAUCCUGGAAAAGUACAGACAGAGUGACGAGGAAGUUAUCAGUAUUCUUGCCCCCUCCCUUCUAAGGGUGCUGGCUGGGUCAUAAAGCAACUGUCACAUUGCAUUAGCCUGCGAACUGCUUCUCUCCACACAUGCCAGCGAAGGCAACUGCAGCACCGUUUGUGAGCAGUGAGAGAUCAGUGCCUUUUGUUCAUCAGACAACACUCCCUCCCCACGAGACCCGCACGCUUGCUUCUUUCGCAUGCAGAACGAGGUUCUCGUGCCCAGCAACCACCCGGUCCCUUGUGGGUUUGUGAUCUUGUGCAAAGAGAUUCUGGAACACGUGCAGCACCCUAAAUCCAGGCUGUUUCUGCGCCUACAUUUCAGGAAGGUCUCCCUGCUGCUUGCAUAGUGAGAGGCAGUGUUGCGUAAUGGUCAGAGAAUCAGACUAACGUUGGGGAGAACUGGGUUCAAAUAGUCACUCAGGCAGGGGUGCCAACUUGAAUAAAAUACAGGGUGGGAGCAGGCAAGUCUCGACCUGCAUAAUCGAUCACAAGAUGUGGCCGCAAACACCAUUUGAAUGGCAAUACCCAUCAGCUUGGGGGAGGGGCUCAAAUAUUUUAUUGGGGAGGGGACGAAGGGACCUUGGCCCCGCAGGAGUUGGCUCCUAUGCACUCAGGGCACUUCCAGACUGUCGACGUUUUCAGCUGGGAUUCUAUCACCUUCCAGCAAAUUACAACUGAUGGGAUGGUUGUGCACAACAAACCCACUUUCCUGAAAGUUUUUUGCAACAAGGAAAGUGGCAGGAAAAUAUACCUGGGAAAAUACGAGAUAACACCUGCUUGGAUGCAGCCUCAUCUAACCUCCCCACAAACAAAUCAGAAUGAAUGGUCAUUAAAUAGCCAGUCUCAUCUGAUCUCCCUGCAAACAGCCAGGAUGCUCAAUAAACAGGCCAGCUGAUGUCCCAGGAGAAAAAUGGAUCUUCCAUUGCAUUAUGUGUGUGACAAGAAGCAUUCCUACCAAAUCACAUUACUGGUCUGCCCAGAGUACAUACUGGGAGAGAUGGAGCAUGCAGCCCUGAAGGCAAUGGUGACUUUUGGGCUUUGUAUUCAUUCCCCUCCUCCAAUACUCAUUGGUUGAGAGGUCCACUAAUAGCCUCUUACUGACAACCCCAGAAGAUCCUGUGUCAAGACCUAGGCAAUAAGUCCCGCUUCCUUCCUUCCUUCCUUCCUUCCUUCCUUCCUUCCUUGUGUUUUAUUCUCAACAAAGGAGAGAAGCUCCAUGGAAAUGAAUUAAUUGUAGAGUCUGUCUGGAAAAGGACCAUCUCUGAUGGAGUCUUCAUAAUCAUCAGCAGCAUUAGCAAUAAGACAAAAGCUGUAAACAAGCUGGCUGCAAAGGAGCUCAGCAAAUUGGUCUCAAUUACUUGCCUAUCUUGGGGAGAGAAAAAUUAAAGUGGCCUUUUAAGUGCAGAGAGACGUGUUGAAUGGAAAUCCAUUGUUAUAAAUUAGAACAGCAGCACAUGGUCACAGAGAGAAAGCAAAGAGGUAAUAUGCUUUGUGUGUCCCUUGCAUUGCUUAAUAGAGCCUGUAGCAAAUUGCAUUCCAUUCUACAGGUAAAUGGUGUUUCUUUUUCUCCCCUUCCUAUUUUUGCUCACAAGCACUGGAGCCAAUUUGAGACUGUUGCUACUUUGUGGGUGAGAUUCAGUAACGUAGUGACAAAUUUAGGUUCCUCAGUUGAAGUGGCUUCGGCGCUCUUGCAUAUCAAACCCCCUCCCCAAGGACAUUUUGCAAUAAGUAAGGGGGUGAAAAAAGACACUAAAAGGUGAGGUAUAACCAUCCCUUGAUGCAAUGUCGUAUAACCUUUGCUGAUUGUUGUGGCGAUCACACAGGGUCCCCGGACGUUUCACCAUCUCUUGAUCCCUGUGCCACCAUUUUAUUUCUCGCUGCCACCACCCAGGCCCUACCUGAUACAAUACUGAGUCCAGUCAGGGUUAAAUUGGAACAUAAACUUCUGUUUAUUUAUUGCAGUUUAACAAGCGUGUGGUUUCAUAAAUAGUAUCGGUCAAUUACAAUCAUGGGGUGCCUAUCCAGACCUAUAACUUUUGCUACCUGCUCUCACUCACUAAACCACCUCUCAGAUAUUUACUUGUCUUCCUAGCCCCUAACUGUUCCUGACUCAGCUUAUUUCACUACACUAACUCAACCUACCCACAGACUCUAUCCCCAUUCACUCCCACUCCAACCAACCACCCAACUCCCAACAAACUUCUUCCUUCGCCCCUCCCAGAGCUGGUUUUAUAGCCCCUCUGACUCCACCCCCCGGGUCCUGAUUGGGUAACCUGUUUAACUAUUUCACCUCCAGCACUCUCAUAUAUUAACGUCACAAUUGUUAGCUUCAAAAAUGAUGCAAUUAGUGAUCUUAGUACUACCAGUGGCAGCACCAGAAAAAAAAUGGGAGUGGGGCAUAGAACUGGCAAAGUUGGAAGGAACCACAAGGAUCAUCUAGCCCUCUGCAAUGCAGGAAUCUUUCGCCCAAAGCGGGACUCGAACCCACAGCCCUGACAUUAAGAGUCUCAUGCUCUAUCAACUAAGCUAUGAUAUCCUUCCUCCUACCUCUCUUGUGUCAUAUUAGGUUUUGCAGCUGAGCUCUGGGAAUGGCUGCUUUCACUUCGGGGUAGAGUUUCUAAUCAGCAAAGAGCAGUACGAAUUUCCCAGGGUCGCCAUCCCACUGGUCCAGUGACUGAACCAGCCUGAGGCUCAUUGUCUUACAGCCGGCUCUCUUGGGUUCCAGUUUUCCUGCAUUUAGAGCUGUGUAAGUGUCCCUUUUAAGGACCUGCUAUCUAGUACAAGCUGGGAGCUGGAGUGUACCUGCUCCUUUCAUGAACACAUCGGUGCAUGAAAGAGGAUGCCUCCAGCCAGCUGUUGAGUUGGAUUAAGUUAUUCAUCCCUAAGACGUCAGGCUGUUUAGCAAUUAAUAAUGAAAAGGCAUUGCGUGCAUUAGAAUAACUGCUAUGGUUCUGCAAGGGGGGAAAAAAGAUGCAAGAAGUAUUAUCUUAGCAAAUGCCCUACAGCUUUGUGGAAGAGCAGGAAGAGAGAAUCUUCCUGGAGCUCUCAAAUCAAUACCCACAGUAACAAUGGCAGGUUGUGUUCUUUGAAUGUUCAGAGUUGCUCACUUCUGAAUUCUGCGGUUUAAUACAGAGGAGAUAUUCUGAGCACCCAUCUGGCCCAAUUUCGUUGAAUGUGUUUCAGUUAUUGGGGCUUGUGGAGAAGGUAUUUGGUCAAGGCCAGCUCUCUGUCUUUGCCUAUUACGGCAACUAGCAGUGAAAGGGCAGUUGGCUGGUCCCAGGAAGCUGUAAAUGUCUCCAUAAAGAAGCAGUUCUUAGAGACCUGUACUCAAAAGAUGUUGACAACUACAGCCUGGUGGCUAAAGGCUUCUCUAGAUGUCCUCCAUAUUGUGCUUUCAUGAUGAUUGGUUCUCAUGAUGCUAUAGGGACAUUCACACGUGAUGACGCUUUCAAUACUUGUUGCACCUGCAGAGGUUUUGGGCUGGUCCUAUUGCUUCAUUUCCAAACAGUGCAUGUUCUAUAAGUGGGCAUGGUGGGCAUAGGUGCCAACUCAAUGAGGCCCUGGCUCCUUUGCUCCUCCAAAAAAUAUUUAGGUCCUAGAGCCAGUGUGCCAAGGGGACCUUGCCUGUGGAGCAAGGCUGAGAGCUUAAAAGCUCUCUUUGCGCUGGGUAACUCCAAGUGGAUGAAUGCUUGGCCUUGCUCCAGCAAGGCCUGCUCAGUGUGCCAGUUCUGGCCUCCCUCUCAUCAUCCGCCUUAUUGAAGGCAGGCUGGCUAGCUGCGAGGUGGCUCCAAGAGCAACGUGAUUCUGACCAGACGCGAAUUUUGUGUGUCCGUGUUACCCGUGGAACCGAACCCCCAUGUAAGAUGCUGGUGUGCUGUUCAACGUGCCUGUAUUAGGUACCUCAGGCCAAAGCAUCGUUUCCAUGAUGAUUUAUAUACGUGUGGGUGUAAAAGACUAUUUCUUUCUCUUGCAGGGUUACCUCUCGGAAGGGCUGGUGACAAAAUGGUAUCGAUCUCCUCGCCUGCUGCUUUCACCAAACAACUACACCAAAGCAAUUGACAUGUGGGCAGCUGGUUGCAUUCUAGCAGAGAUGCUGACAGGAAAGAUGCUUUUUGCUGGUAGGUCUUCAGUUCUUGCUGGUAGGUCUCAAAUUUUCUUUCUUUCUUUCUUUCUUUCUUUCUUUGGUGGAAAGAAGCUUGUUUAAAUGCAAUAGCUCAGCCGUGGAUGUCCAUUUAGGCUGAGCGUAAAAUGCUGAGCAUUUCAGUUGGCUUUCAGAUUACCAGGUAUUUUGCAGGUAUGAUUCAGUUGUACACAGUCGUACCUUGGUUGUCAAAUGGAAUCAAUUCCGGAAGUCUGUUUGACUUCCAAAACAUUCGCAAACCAAGGCGCGGCUUCCGAUUGGCCCCAGAAACAAUGCCGACAGCCGAAACAGAUGUUUGGCUUCCAAAAAACGUUCGCAAACCAGAACACUUACUUCUGGGUUUGUGGCAUUCGGGAGCCAAAACAUCCGAGUACCAAGGCGUUCGACAACCAAGGUACGACUGUACUGGUGAAUUUAGGUUGCGCAGUUGAAUCCGGCAGUCUUGUGCAACAAACCACUUAAGAAACCAAAACACCCUGGGGUUUUUUGCAGAUUAGGAACGUGAUGGGAAAAUAUACUGGAAAGUGUGGGAUAAUGGUAAAGAGAAUUGAAAGUGGGAUUGCGAAUAACUGCCUGGAUAGCAUCACAAGCACAAAUCAUCAGAAAUGCACAAUAGGAAGGAUGCCUAGAGGGGUCCAAAAUGCUUAUAAAAAAAAUAACCUGGCGAGAACAAUAAGUUUCCCCGCCUGUUGAAAAGCUGUUGUCCGAGUCCAUCGCCAGCAGCUGGAAACGGGGCCAUCCAUAUUUGUUCAGGAAUCGAGUGCACCCCCUGAUGCUACUUAACAAAUAAACAUCCCUCCUUUUCGGUUUGACCCAACAGCCUUUCUUUCAUCUCUGCUUUCAUGGUGGUUAUUAUUAUCCUAUCCUUGCCCAUUAUUUGUUUUGCAAGACUGCAGGAUUUUGACACUCUGGGUAAGCUGGCUGCAUGCAGCUUUCUCUAAAUAAAUAACAAGGUUCAUUAAUAAUGGAUUCGAACGCUUGGCCUUCCAAAAUAUUUCUGCUCUGAAGACCUGGUAGCGUUGGCUGUGCAUAGACUAAGGCCUUGUCCACACUCCUGUUUGCCCUGCACCUCGGGGUUUUCCACUGGCCCUGUGCUUUCUAAGCAUGGGUCUGAGAGGUUUUGCCUUUCCCUCACCGCUCCCCCCCAACCCCCCCCCCCACUUUUACAGAGAUAGUUCCAUAUCUUCCAAGUUCCCUGUUUUAAGAGGGAUGUCCCCACUUUCUUUGAAGACUCCCUUUGUCCUGGGGCACUCAAGUUUUGAGUGACAGGUGGUAUCUAUUACAUGUUCUAGGAUUUUCUAUUUAUUUAUUUAAUCAGUUUUUCAAUACAAACAACAACCAAAAAAACCAUAUACAACAAAAACCACAAUAACACUAAUAACACAAUUUAACAAUUCAGAUUUGACUACUGAUAUACCUAUAACUACACCUUUUUAACAAUAUUUCCCCACCUCUCCUCCCCCUACUUCCCACCACUGUCCGCCUUAUCACUUAAGUAUUCCUUCCAGAUUUCUUCAUAUUUAUCCAUUCUUAAUUUGCGUCGAUAUGCAAUUCGUUUGUAGGUAACUAGUCUGUCCAUAUUGCCAAUCCAUGUGCUCAAUGGGAUCUUUUUGUCCUGGGGCGCCCAGGUUUUGCGUGAUAGGUGGGCUUUAUUACAUGUUCUGGGAUGUGUCUUUUGAGUACAGGUUAGGUAAUUAUGACUUGACAGUGUGGGAAUGUUCAGGGAGGCAGGAGAGGAUAUAUUGUUUAUAAUAUCCUUCCUAACUUUCGUUAGCAAGUUCCUUUACUUAGCAGAGUUUACAUUCCCCUUUUACAUGCACAGCAGAUAGCUGGCUGCAGGCUUGUGUAAGCCUCUCACUAUUAUACAAUUCAAUCUGUCUGAGACUGAAUUGUACGUUCCUGGUAAGCUUGCAUGAAUCCCUCUUGAAAGAAUAAAGACGCCACAAUCUUAUUUAAAGCCAAUAAAAGAAGUUUGCUUACAUCCGGAAGAGCACAGUGUGAUCCCUGAAGGCAGACUUAGUUACAAAUAAGUACAUGUGGAUCUACCCCAUAUGGCUAGCAGAGCAUUCCUAGCUAAGAAGCUGAUCCAACGAGGAAGGAAGUGAAAAAGAGAGAGGUGUGCUGCGUGACUCGUCCUUUUGUUACCUGGACAGGUUAGGUCACGCCCACCUUCUAUCACAUGCAAAGGAAGGAUGCUCCAGCCAGGAGGAACAGGAAGUUUCGACUGGCUGGACCAAACAUUCCCUUGCAUGUAUUCUCUAGGAAAACAAGGAAUGUUGUGUUUGGACUGCUCUCAGUGGAUUACAUCCCACAGAGAGAAGAAAUAACGUCCUUUUUAAUUUCAGUCUUCUUUCAUGUAAUCUCACCUGACACAUUGAUCUCAUUUUCAAAAGGCACCACUGAGUGGUGUAAACCACUCAUGAGAGACAACAAAACCAAUAGCUGAGUGCUGAAUCCAACGUUAGUAAUAUUCAGAGCAGACUCAUUGAAAUGAAUGGACAUGACUAGCUUAUUUCCAUUAAUUUCAGUGGAUCUACUCUGGGUAAAACUAUGUUGUAUACAACAUAGGAAAAGAGGAAAAGAAAACAGAGAGAUAAAUAAAAAAAUAACGUUUGUAAAAAAAACACAACAAAAAAACCUAGAAGCUUUUCUCUUGGGAAUUAUAGGGAUGAACUACCUAAAUUGUAUAGAAAUUUACUUGUGUAUUUCACUUGCUCCAAAAUGGAAAGAAGUCCCAGCAAAGGAAGAAUGGAUACAAAACCUUAUGGAAUAUGCAGAAAAAGCAAAACUUACCAGAAGAAUAAGAAAUCGAGAUAACAAACUUUUUAUAAAAGAAUGGAAAUGGUUUAUUGAAUAUUUACAGAUAAAUUGUAAACAGAUAAAAAUACUGGCAGGAUUAUUGUAAUAACCUGCAGCUACAUAAAUGUUUGUAAAAUCAAUGAAAUGUAUAUAUCUGAAAAGUAUAACUAUUUUUUUAAAAAAAACAACAACCAUAAAUAAAAAUUCCUGCAGCGUGAUUAACAAUAGGCUUCCUGAAUAAGGAGACUUUUUAUCUGAUGGUGGAAGCUAAAAUGAGCAGGUGCUGAGUAGAAUCCUAGAACUGUAGAAUGAAAGGGAGCCUCAGCGAUCAUCUAGUCCAGCCCCCUGCAAUGCAGGAAUUGUAGCUAAACAGCUGAGGUCCAUGAGUGGUCUGGGCAGCCCAGAAUGCCCUGCCCAGGCUCCUGGCCUGAAGGUUGAUUGUAUGGUCACAUAGUUCUCCAGGCAAAUAUUCCCUGUACCUAGAAAAGUAGCUUGCCAUGCUAGUCUAGACUCUGUCUCUGACACCUAAUUUUGUAUGUGCAGGGAUUUUGUGGAGGAGCAUUCAAUCUUGUGAGCCACCACUUUUGACGUGCCUUAAGUGGUGCAGUCCAAACGCACUGCUGGGAACAGCGAGUGCAAAACUCGGGUGAUGUUGAUGGCUUCUGGAGUGGUAGAUCAGAGUUGCCACUGGUCUGCCGCUUCAUAAUUUGGCUAAAACUGUUGCAGAGAGAGUUGUUUUGAGCUAAGGGAUAAAAGAAGAAGAAGAAGGUACUGCUAAAUCUAUUCUGAGUGGGAUUUGGUUUGUUUGGGGCCCGGGGAGAGGGAGACAGCAUGUCCACACAUUCUUCAGCACCCCUCCUUGCAACCCCCAGCUAGGACAUGUACAAUUAGAGCUGUUGUUUUAAAAUAAAUAGUCAAGUGCUUUCCAGUCGUGCUGAGGAUGUGCUUCUCCACCCAAUUAAGCUAUGGGAAGCAGGGGAAGAAAUGGAAAAUGAGUCAACUGAUUCUGUGAUCACAACAUCGGUUCCCUCCUGUGAAAGAGCGAGGGGGGGUUGGGGAAUGCAGGACAUAGCAAGGCGAUGCGUUGACCUGUGUAUCAAAAUACUGACCUGACCAGACUCCAGAAUGUUAGUGCAAAUCUGCAGAAUAUUCUUAUGCAAGAACUGAUUUGCUCCCAGCAGUUUCUUCAGACGAUAAAUAAUGGUGAACACGCACAAGUGUGGCCGCGCCAUAAAUGUGUCCAAAGUUCUCCAGACUUACUAGUGUCUGAAGAUAUAUGUAAAUAGUAGACACGUUUCUCUUCUAAAGGGCACACCAAAAUUAGGUACAUGCUAUGAGCAUUCCCACCAGGGAUGCGGGUGGCGCUGUGGUCUGAACCACUGAGCCUAGGGCUUGCCAAUCGAAAGGUCAGCGGUUUGAAUCCUCGCGAUGGGUUGAGCUUCCGUUGCUCAGUCCCAGCUCCUGCCAACCUAGCAGUUUGAAAGCACGUCAAAGUGCAAGUAGAUAAAUAGGUACCGCUCCGGCGGGAAGAUAAACGGUGUUUCUGUGCGCUGCUCUGGUUCACCAGAAGUGGCUUAGUCAUGCUGGCCACAUGACCCGGAAAAACUGUCUGCGCACAAAUGUCAGCUCCCUCGGCCAGUAAAGCGAGAUGAGCACUGCAACCCCAGAGUCGUCCACGACUGGACUUAACUGUCAGGGGUCCUUUACCUUUUAUGAGUAUUCCCACCUUUAUAGCACCUUGCCUUCUGUGGCUGGUGUGGGCAUAUGCGUACCUUUCAAAUGAACAGUACAAGGGGGUUUCUAGAUGACCUGUUUAGAAGCCACUCAUUCUGACUCAUUUGCACCAAGUUUGCAAAAGAUUAUACAACAUCACGUCAAGCAAUUAUUACCCUAAUCUUCCUAGUGUAUUUCCCAGUCACUUUCUUUAGAGCAGAAAGUCUGAUUGUUUUUGGAAGCAAGUUUCUUGCAUGUCAAAUCCAUUUUGGUUGGGCAACCCAAAUUUGCUGGCGUGCAGCUGAAAUUCCACUGGCAAAUUAGCCUUGAUGUGACCCAAGAGGCUAUUGUCAUGGUGUUCAGUGGCAGAGUGUGUACUUUGCAUGCAGACAACCACAGAUUUAACCCCCAAUAUCUCCAGUAAAGGUUCUCUAGGAGGAAAGUUAGGACAGUAUCUAUAAUGGCUUUCAAACACAUGCAUAGGUACCAUAAUUUUCACACAUGACUUUACCACGUGUACCGCUCCCUCACCUGAUAUAUUGGAGUCAGACCUAUUGGGUGAUCAUGCUCAGCAUUUUCUACACCUAUGGGUAGUGGCUCUCUGGGAUUUCAGGCAAGGGGCUCUCCCAGCCCUAUGUGGAGAUUUCAGGAACCUGGGACCUCCUACCUUGAGAUCUACUACCAAUCUGUCUUGUCCAUACUGCGCUAGAUGGAUCAGGUAUUGUCCCCAGCAAAAGAUGGCAUCAUUUAUUCAGAAAUUCAGUAUAUCAGCACAUACAUGGGUCCCUAACACUGUACUUACAUUUACCAGGGAUAGCUAUUGCUCCUUAUUCCAUAUCCAUAAUUGCUGCUGUGUAUAUAAAGGGUCUUAAUAAAGCUGGUCCAUUUUAGCCUGUCCUCAUGAAAUCAUAGAGCUUGAAGAGACUAGGAGACUAUCAAACCCAACCCCUUCUUCAUGCUCCAUUCCCCUCAUCUUCAAUUAACUCACAUAAUCCACUUUUUUAAGAGGGCGACCUCAUUCGCUAGCAUGCGAGAGCGGUGAGCCACUUUCAAGAGAUGAGACCCCAACCUAAUUCCUGCAUGGCUGUUGGAAGUAGGCAAUUUCAGCUGCUAAAAUAAUCAUGAACGCAGAUCUGGAGUUUGUUAAUUAUUUAGGCAACGUUAAUGAGACUCCAACAAUAAAAAAACCCAACCCUCUGUUGUGGUAGUUAUGCUCUCAGUCUGACCUGGACAUCUCUGGCUAAUGGUCCUCAGAAAUAAAUGCACAAAACGAUCUAAUGAAAUGCACCCUGUGUUAACUUAUUUUGUUUUUGCUGUAAACCUCCUUGCUUUACUUUUUGUCCUUCAGCUAUUACUCUUAUUAAGUUGCACUGAUAGCCAGUUCUGAACAUUUGGUGGUCGUGGUGGGGGAGAGAACAUGCAUAGAUGGUCCUCUUCGCAGCAGGUGAUUGUGGACUUCACAGUGUCCACACGAUGUCACCUUCAUCAAAAUGCCAUUCUAUGUGAUUUCCCCAUCUAAUCUGGAUUUAUCAUUUCUUCAGUAAAUCAAUCAAACAAACAAACAAGCCUGGGCAACAUUAAAUCCAGAUAAAAGGAGUGGGAAUGGAAUGGCAUUUUUAUGAGGAUGAUGUUGUGUGGAUGAUGUGGAAAACUUGCAGGCAUAAGCAGCACCAAAUCCACAAAAAAGUUGCUUUGUGGAAGCACCCAAAGGACCCUCCCCCCCCAUUAGUUAUCUCCCUUGUUACGGAAAUUACCGGGGGGGGGGCACAUCUUUAAAGUUAAAUAUUACAAAUAUUACAAAUAUUAUGCCUGAAUGUAUCCUUUCGACUUGACAGCUCAGGGAAAUUACCUAGCUUUAAAAAUAAUAUAAAAUCAUCUCCUUUCCCAGUUUCCUCCAUUCCAAAGCUAUUUUCCCGUUUAAAAAGGGCUCCAGGAAGUUCCCAGAGGUGACAAUUGCUGGGCUCAUUUUUAGCCAAAGGAAGCCAAAUCUCAUCGCCUGACUCGCCUCAGGCUCCAGACAUGCAAAGGAACUUCCAUUGUACUUUUGGGUGGUGGGUACUUAAGACAUAUUUGUCUAUGCUAAUAUUAUACCUGAGUCUUGCCCUGCCAUGUCUGCUUAUGCUAAUCUUGUACCAAGGACUUGUCUGGACAUGUUUGCCAAGGUUAACCCCUCCCUUUUUGUCACAUGUCAGUGAUGUAGCAAUGAUGCUGUACGAACUGUAUUCUGGAAUAUGGUGGGAAAGUUUUAAAAGUCUUUGUCACCCCAUCCUCGGGGUUCAAAUUUGCUCUUUGAACCUAUUGCGCAAUAAACUUUGGUCUACAGCUAUUUGCUCCAGUUGGCUGGACUCCUUCCUUUAUUCCGCAGGGACCCACGGGCUCUGCCCGAUGAGCUGGGUGACUGAGCAGCCUCGCACCUAGAUUUUUUCCAUAACACCCUUAACAAAGCCUCUCUUCUGAACCACCAGUGGUGACUGGUGCCCAUUGCAUCUUGUAGGGCAGAUGGAAGGGAAACCAACAAUAGGCAGAGCCACAACUGUCCUGCUAAGAGGUGCAAGGCACAGAAAGAAGUUAUUCAUUGAAUUGUUAUGGAAGUUGCACAGCCAAUUGGUGGACUGUGCUUAGAUCUCUUGGCUGUUUAUUGUGGCACAAAAAACUGUUGUCUUCUCCCACCUAGUGGCAAAAAAGAACCAUGAGCUUAUAGUCCUUGUCUCUGAGAGUUCUUAUAGAGCAUUCAUCCACAUUUAUUUCCAUUAAGUUUGUGGGGACGUUAUAUGAUGCCUGCUGUUUACUGAGCCUUCAUCCGAUUUGUGCGUAGGUUUUAAGACACAGCAUCAAGAGAUUGUUAUGUCACACAUUAUAGUAUAUUUUUCUGCCGCUUUCCUUACCUCAAAAGAACAAAAGGAGCAACAACAAUUUUGGGAGGCGUGAGUUUUUUGUGAAAGAGCACCAAACCCACUUUAAUCAUGCAACUGAACUCUGCUGGUAUAGACCUGAAUCUUGAGGGCAUAGCUACACUCCAAGUUUUGUAUUAUUUUUUAAAAAAUAAUUUUUAUUAACAGACCAAUCAAAUCAAAUCAGAUCACAUAAAUUCCGAAUUACAGAGCCUAAUUUUAAAUUUUUGUUGGGGGUACCCAUAUUUCAAGUUCCGAAAGGGAUCCAAUCCUCUUGUUGCUGCUGCUUUAAACGUCCACAAAUCUGUCCAAAUAAUGUUCACAUUUCUGUCCAAUCCUUUCUUGCUGUUUUCCACAUCUCUUCUAGUUGUUUUCAUAUAUUUUUCCUUUCUCUUUGUCUUUGUGGCCUCUGAUAGUCUCCAUAAGCGGGUUGAAACAAAUUUGUAUUCCUGUGUGGAUUUUUCCGUUCGUCCAAGGGUCAUAUUUCAGACAGCUACCGUAUUUCAUCGCUUCCAUAAAGAAAAACAUUCUUGCUGUCUACUCUUAACUUUUCACAGGUCUGUCCUCUCUUUCUCAGUCCUCGAGGAGGUUCUACCAGGAAUCCAAUAUGAAAACAAAGCUUCCUCCUCCCGAUCAUGAAUCUUUAGACAGAACCUGUCAAAAUGGCAACUCCCUUUUUGUUGCUGCGCCAUCAAAAGCCCUUGUUCUUUUUCUCGAUCUCACAAGCCAAACUUCCACACAGUUUUUAAUCAUCCUGCUUAGGUUGGUUAUGCGACGGUUCUUUUUGGGGAGGGGUUAUUGAUUAAUCACAUAGAAGAAAAGAAAAAAAGUCCCCCCCCAUCCAGUCCCGCUCCGGCAUACUGAACCUGGUGUAUUUUCUUCAUGUUGUAUUCCAUUAAAUCAUUUCACAGAGGUUACUUCAGUUAGCAGUCUUCACUCCCAUUCUUCACUUGAAAUAUGUGCAUUUGCUUCUUUUCCAAUUAUAUAUUUCGAGCUGAUGCAAACCAGUGCGCGAUCAGAGACAGCAUCCGGGAGAGCCGGACCCACCCGAGGGCUUUGUGCCUAGUGCCCUCACCCCCUUCUUUCGAAUCUGGGGGUGAAUUAUGGACACAGCAGGCAAGGCAGCGUUCCCCAUUCCCUUGGGGCAACGAAGGGAGGCUGCAUACUCCCAUAUCAGCCUCUUAAUUACCUCGUGUGGGUCGGAGAGAUGUUAUUGUUGCCCAUCUUCCAAUGCGCCCCCUGGUGGCCCCCCACUCCAAGUUUUGUAUUGAAUUAAUCUCCUUCUGACUCCUGCUUCCAAGGAAGCUGAAUGCUGGAGAAUUUCAAAACAGAUUUUUUUAAAAAGCACAUAUUCACGCAACACAUAGUUAAAUUGAGGAACUCACUCUGAAAGGAGACAGCAAUGGCCACCAACUUGGGUGGCUCUAAAAGAGGAUAAGAAAGUCAUGGGGGAGAUGGCUAUUGAUGGCUACUAACCAUGAUGGCUAGACUUUGCCUCCACAGCUGGAAGCAGUAAUGCUUCUGAAUAUCAGUUGCUGAAGACCAUAGGAGGGGAAGGGGCCAUGUGCUCGGGUCCAGCUUAUGGGUUUCCCACUGGCAUCUGGUUGGCCACCAUGAGAACAGUAUGUUGGACUAGAUGGGCCGUUAGCGUCAUCCAGCAGGUUCAUCUUAAGCUCUUAUAGUAUACCUGAAGGAGCGUCUCCACCCCCAUUGUUCUGCCCGGACGCUGAGGUCCAGCGCCGAGGGCCUUCUGGCGGUUCCCUCAUUGCGAGAAGCAAAGCUACAGGGAACCAGGCAGAGGGCCUUCUCGGUAGUGGCGCCCGCCCUGUGGAACGCCCUCCCAUCAGAUGUCAAAGCAAUAAAUAACUACCUGACAUUUAGAAGGCAUCUUAAGGCAGCCCUGUUCAGGGAAGCUUUUAAUCUGUGAUAUUUUACUGUAUUUUUUGUUUCUAUGGAAGCCGCCCAGAGUGGCUGGGGAAACCCAGCCAGAUGGGCGGGGUACAAAUAAUAAAUUAUUAUUAUUAUUAUUACUGAAGGAGCAUCUCCACCUCCACUGUUCAGCCCGGACACUGAGGUCCAGCUCCGAGGGCCUUCUGGUGGUUCCCUUACUGUGAGAAGUGAAGCUACAGGGAACCAGGCAGAGGGCCUUCUCAGGAACGCCCUCCCAUCAGAUGUCAAGGAAAUAAGCAACUAUCUGACUUUCAGAAGACAUCUGAAGGCAGCCCUGUUUAGGGAAGUUUUUAAUGUCUGAUGUUUUAUUGUAUUUUUAAUAUUUUGUUGGAUGUUGCCCAGAGCGGCUGGGAAAUCCCAGCCAGAUGGGCAGGGUAUAAGUAAUAAAUUAAUCAUCAUCAUCUUCAUCAUCAUCUUAUGUGCUGGCCUGGUUGGUAAACGUGCUGGCUAAGCAGACACCUGCAGUCAGCUGGACUGAAACCUCUGCUCAUCAGUUGGUUCCCUGUGGAAAAUGAGCUCUAGUGAAGCAGAUCCAUCCACCCACCCACCCAGUUCGACUCUGAGAGGUGGGCAGGACUGCCCUCUUCUCAGUCACCAGACACCAUCAUGGAGUCAGAUGAUUGACAGGUGGGUGACUUUGUCCACCUAUCAAAGUUGGCCCAUGAGGAGGGGGCGCUAAAGAUCUGACAUGCCAGCUCCCCAAAAUUCUGUACUUCUCCUGUAGUACUAAUUCUGUUCAGCAUUGCAUCCUACCCAGCCCCAUGUGUUUUGAAGUGAUAUGAAUACGUCAUGUUUGCUCUGUGGUGGCUCAUUAGCACAUGCCAAAGCUAUCAAGUGGUGGAAUGCACACGUGAGCAAGGCCAUAGGCGCCAGAGAUCACAAUGUCACCCUUCUGAGCAACGUUCUUUUUGUUCGUUUAGGAAGCCACGAGCUGGAGCAGAUGCAGCUCAUUUUGGAGACCAUCCCUGUUUUCCACGAAGAGGACAAGGAGGAACUGCUCAAAGUGAUGCCGACAUUCGUCAACAGCACCUGGGAAGUGAAGAAGCCGUUGCGGAAGCUCCUUCCUGAAGUGAACAGCAAAGGUAGAGACUCGGUUCCACAUCUGCUCGGAUCCAAGGGUGGGCUCCUUUGCUGGAAAGCAUUUGGUUCCUAGUGGGGCUGUCCCAGAAAAAAUGGGGCAUUCUGUUUUCUCCUGUGAGAGAGCACGGCGGCCAUUUUGGGCACUGUGCUCUUGCGUGAUUUCAGGCUGAGCUCUUGCCCUGAAGAAAGCACAUUUUCUUGUACAGCAUCCCAAAAUGUGUUUUUUUGGGUGUCGUACUGGGGGAAAAAAAGAGGGAUGCGGGUGGCACUGUGGGUUAAACCACAGAGCCUAGGACUUGCCGAUCAGAAGGUCGGCGGUUUGAAUCCCCAAGACGGGGUGAGCUCCCAUUGCUCUGUCCCUGCUCCUGCCAACCUAGCAGUUCGAAAGCACAUCAAAGUGCAAAUAGAUAAAUAGGUACCGCUCCAGCAGGAAGGUAAACGGCAUUUCUGUGUCUCUGGUUUCGCCAGAAGUGGCUUAGUCAUGCUGACCACAUGACCUGGAAGCUGUACGCCGGCUCCCUCGGCCAAUAAAGCGAGAUGAGCGCCGCAACCCUAGAGUCGGCCACGACUGGACCUAAUGGUCAGGGGUCCCUUUACCUUACUGGAAAAAAGUGCUUGGGGGGGUGCCCUCUCAUGCGGGUCAUGUGACUCGUGUGGGACUACAGCCCUGGAAGAUGGCAUCCUGUUUUUUUGUGGCAAAAGCCUUGGAGGAUAUGCUUUCUCGAAAUUCCAAAUGUGCCCACUGGCUCAAAAAAAGAAAGAGAAAAAAAGGCAACCCCUGGGUUAGAGACGUUAGGGCUUACUUCUGAGUCGACAUGUAUAGGAUUUCUUUCUCUCAUGCUUGUUAGACCUGACUUUCUUCGACUGUGACUCCUGUCCUUUCCAAAAAUAAGUAACAUCCCCAAGACUCACCGUCCUUCCAAAGCUUGCGCAACACUCCCAUUAAAUAUAAUUAAGAGCUUUACAUCUGAAUCAAGGACAAUUACAUUCAAUAAUUAAAUAGAAAUGGAGCUUAAAGGUGAAGUCUUUGUCUGAUUUCAGAGUGACUGUUCUUAUCAUGCAUAUAAGUGUUCCCAGGUGACUCUGUCUUGGGGACUAAGAACUGCUGACCUGAUUGUAUUAACUUGCCCCUCACAGCCAUCGAUUUUCUGGAGAAGAUUCUGACAUUCAAUCCCAUGGACCGGCUGACCGCAGAGAUGGGUUUGCAACACCCUUAUAUGAGUCCCUAUUACUGUCCUGAAGAUGAGCCCGUUUCUCAGCACCCGUUCCGGAUUGAAGACGAGAUUGACGACAUUUUGCUGAUGGAAGCGAACCAAAGCCAGAUGUCCAACUGGGACAGGUACAUUAAUUCACAUGUUAUUCACGUGUUCUGCUGCUGAGCUGCUUCUUUUGCUCCUUUGAGACCAGUUUCCGAGAGUCUCAAGCUGCAAUCCUGUACUGAGCUUCCUUGGAGAGUAGGGUUGCUGGAGAAUUUUGAUGGAAAUGGUAGUAGAACCAUUAGCUGGUGAAGUUUGGGAUAGCAGUGGCAAUUUGCCCUUGCAAGGAUAGUAAGCCUGUUUGGAUGACCGGUUCUUGGAAACCGAUGGAAACUGAGGGGUUCCUGAGUGCUCUGGAGGAUCUUCUAAUGGAAAAAGUUGGUGGUUCUGCUGAAGAUGGAGUUGGUAGAACCACUUCUGAGUGUCUUCUCUGUCUUUGUGGAACCCUGAUAGCUUCUCAGUAUUCUGGAGAGAUUCAGGCUAUGAAGCAAGCUGGACAAAGACUAGUACACAAAUGAUGCAAGUUUCACUCCAAAGCUAAUACAGUGGUACCUCAGGUUAAGUACUUAAUUCGUUCCGGAGGUCCGUACUUAACCCGAAACUGUUCUUAACCUGAAGCACCACUUUAGCUAAUGGGGCCUCCUGCUGCUGCCACGCCGCCAGAGCACGAUUUCUGUUCUCAACCUGAAGCAAAGUUCUUAACCUGAAGCAUUAUUUCUGGGUUAGCAGAGUCUGUAACCUGAAGCGUAUGUAACCUGAGGUACCACUGUAGAACGCUGGUUAGUGUACAUAAUUGUCAGAAUAGAAGGCCCAUUUUGCAGCUUGCAUUGUAUUCUCUAGUAGCCAGCCAGUUGGAGUUAUUUCAGAUGGUCCAAAGGUUACUGACUCCCAAUGAGGCACAAAGCAAAGCAGGGAGCUAGGGCCCGUCCCAAUUUCUGGAAAAUAUAUUCAGUGAAAGUAAAUAAAUAAAUUCUAAAUUUGCUUAAAUGGGAGUAUGCGCCUGACCCUUAGCUGUGCGUCUAACGUUGUCACUUCGAACACACAGGUACCAAGUCAGCUUAUCCUCGGAUUUGGAAUGGCGACAAGAGAAGUGCCAUGAUUUGGAGGAGGUGCAACGAGAUCCCAGAGCGGGGUCGGAAUCCAUUGCUGAGGAGGCUCAGGUAGACCCGCGCAAAUAUUCCCAGAGCAGCUCCGAGAGAUUCCUGGAGCAGUCGCAUUCCUCGAUGGACCGAGCGUUUGAGGGAGAUUACGGGCGGUCGUGUGAUUACAAAGUGGGGUCGCCUUCCUAUUUGGACAAGCUCUUGUGGAGGGACAACAAGCUCCAUCAUUAUUCAGAGCCCAAGCUCAUCUUAGACUUGUCCCACUGGAAAAGGGCAUCCAUUGCACCCACGGCGGAGAUCGCCUUGGAGGAGGAACCAUCCAACCUAUUCCUAGAGAUAGCGCAAUGGGUUACAAGUACCCAGACAGGACUUGAAUGCCCAAAUCCUCUCCCAGAGAUCCAGGAGAGGAGCUUACCAUCUUCUCCUCACCAUCUCCACAAAGAACCCAAGGAGGUCAGCAGCGAAAGCGACCCCCAGUUUGACUUGGACGUCUUCAUUUCCAGGGCAUUGAAACUUUGCACAAAGCCAGAAGAUCUGCCUGACAACAAGCUCAAAGACAUCAACGGUGCAUGCCUAGCAGAACACCCUAGUGAGAUUGUACAGACGGAGGUGUACCAUAAAGAGAGGUGGUAAAAUAAUAAUAAUAAUAAUAAUAAUUAAACGUUGCUGCUGGUAUUCGUGGCUGAUUCCUUACAAAUUCUUCCAGUCUUCAUGCUAAUUACCCAAUGCUGAACAGUAACCAAGGUUUGAUCGAACGUGCUCGGUACCCGAUGUUACUGAAAUGCCUUUUUUGUUAAGGGCAGGUAGAAAACCAGGUCCCCUUCUGAUGCCUUGAACGGAAAAGGAAUCCAGAGGUGUGAAUGAAAUUUUAGGGGUUUUACGCUGCCUUAACAAUCUUGCCUUGUACCUCCAGGGGUGUGUUUUGGACAUGAGUCCCCCAUUGCGGAGGUGUUCUGGAUGUUAAACUCUUAAUCUUAUAGAGAGAGGCUGAAUUGGCAUUAUUUUGAGAGUCGUAGGACUUGAAGCCCCUGCUCGUUUGAUAACCGGGCAGCCCGGUUUUUAGUGACCUCAUGAUUUACAUUGGUAUGACACUUUUCCUGAGAGCCCGGAGCAUUUAAGGGAAGGGCUGUAGCUCAGUGGUAGGACACCUGCUAGGCAUGCAGAGGGUCCCAUCUCCGGCACCACCAGGUAGGGCUAGGAAUGACCCCCUUUAGACAAUACUGAGCUAGAUUGACUUGGCAGCUUCCAAGUUUCCUCUGUUCCACAAGGUUCCUCUCGUUCUAGCUUGGCCAGGUAGGCCUAUAGUACUCUCCUGAUAUUACAGCUAGACUUUGCUUCCUAGUUAAUUGGUGACUGAGCUGAGAGUCGGAAUGGGGAUCUCUGGCUUGUAGUUCAUGCUUGCAACCACCACACGAGCACACCCUCUUUGUCACACUUAACGAGUGGAAAGGUAGGGCUUCUCCUGAGACAUAUUUUACCAUCAUUCCUUGGAAACAAGACCGCCGUACAGCUAAAUCAGUUUGAACAUCUCAACCUUAAGAACUUUAUUUGCUUACGCAUUGCUCUUUGUCGGAUCAGGGCAAAGGUGUCAAGAUGCUUGUCAGGCCUCUAACCUCCCCUUGCCCUUCACAUAGUACCCUUAAGUCCCCUGUUCUUCCCAGCUCUCUCGCUCUCUCUGUUUGCUUUUUGCUCUUUUUUUGCAGGGCGUGUGUGCCUCAUUUGUGUGUGUGUGUGUGUUUAUUUGUUUUGGGAGAUAUGUCUGUGUUCUGCCUGGGCUUUUUUGUGUAUGUGCGCACAGGGGGUUGAGCCUUGCCAGUUUGGAUUCUGGGUCUCUUAUAGUGCCCACGACACUUUCUUAAAUUUCCAAAUGUGCCCCUGGACCUCAAAAAGUUGAGGAACCCCCACCUAGGCUAUCAAUUUCCAGACUAUCAGUAUGCAUGUUUCAGAAGCAGGUAUAUCACCCCAAACAAGCAGGCUGUCCAGGCUGAAUACAGUGGUACCUCUGGUUACGUACUUAAUUCGUUCCGGAGGUCCGUUCUUAACCUGAAGCACCCCUUUAGCUAAUGGGGCCUCCUGCUGCUGCUGCGCCGCCGCCACACGAUUUCUGUUCUCACCCUGAAGCAAAGUUCUUAACCCGAGGUACUAUUUCUGGGUUAGCAGAGUCUGUAACCUGAAGCGUAUGUACCAUGAAGCGUAUGUAACCUGAGUUACCACUGUACAGCAGUAAGAGAAAAGGACUAGGUGUUUAGGAGGAUAUCUCAGCACACAGUGGCUUGCUGGCAUUGAGGCCUUUAUGGCAUCCCUGAAGCACAGAACCGAGUUAUCAGGCUUGCCCUAGUGUUUCUUAGGAGGCAUGGCAACGGAGCCUGGCUGUUGGGAACCCCAGUUCAAGAACCCCUCCCCAAGCGCCUUACAAGCAUAGUGAAUUUAUUAUGCCGUUGCCUUAAAGCCCACCAGGAAGAGUUAAUGCCAAAGUCAGAUUUCAAAAGCGAAGCAAGGAAAAAGACUAGAAAUUCUGAAAGUUGAAUCUGAAUUCUGAGGUGCCGUCAAAUGUUGGAACUUCUGUGGAAUUUAGUUUCGCAUAUACCGUUAAACCAGGUGCUCAAACUAAGUAGUGAAGCUGAGGGCUUAAAUGUUAAGUGAUGGUCUUUUGUGCACAGACUCUCCCGCAGACAAAAACAACAACCCCCAAACAAAAGACCCCACCCUGAAAAAGAAUGCUAACAAAUCUGGGUGGUAUUCAGUUAAAUAAUUGCUCAAGCAGAAUUUCUUGCACUUGUGCAAUGGGACUCCCACACCCAAACUCUUCCCCUAAAUAUAUUCUGGGUUUUGCCCUAACCCCCUGGAGCAGAUAUGGGGAUGUGUAGGGUGAAGGCAGGGGGAAGAUGAUUACACAAAUUUGUGUAAAGUUGUUGAGGCCAAGGGUUGUAGGCCUUAACAUCUUGAAAAUGACACUCACAAAAGUUUCCUGGGAUUAGCCAAGACUGAACUCCAGCUCUUCUGCCACAGUUGUUUUUGCACUGAAGUGUCCUUGGAAGGAAAAGGAGUCAAAUGAAAACUCAAAGAAGCUUUGUAAAUAAAUGAAAAUUACACACCAUGGAUCUGCUGUAGGCUCUAUUUUCAUUCACAUUUCUGAGCACCUUAUUAAUGAAUCGGUUGAGUUUGAUUUGUAUAUUGAAGAAAUGUUAUGAACUUCUAUGUAAUCUGCCUGAUCAAUUUUUUUUUAAAAAAAGGAAAUACUGAAAAUGUGUAAUUAGCAUGCGCUUUUCUAAAAAAAAAAAAAAGAAUUACCUUCUUUGCACCAUUUUGUUCACUGGAUUAUGUAAAUUUCUUCUGGGAAAUUCAUCCUGCUUAUUAUUUAACACUUGGAAAGCUGGUAUAUGACUUCUGCUGAGAUAGUUAUUUUAUUAGCGGCAUUCAGAACGUGUGCAAGCUUUUGAGUUCCACGGAGAUCUUUUAAAAUGUGCAUUGCAUUUUCAGCUGACAGAUCUCAAUAAAAGGCAUCUUCUAUCUUGCUUGCUCU